AGUCUGGAUGCCAAGUCUGGGGGUGAUGGAGCUGGGCAGGCAACUGUGUGGGAAGAUGAGGAAGUCGAGGAGGGCCGAGGGCCCCGUCACUGUGCCCAUGAGAGGUCUGGAGAUCCAUUUCUACCUACCAGAUACUCACCAGCUGGAGUUCCUCAAAGACAGCUUCACCGCUGAGGAACUGUGUGUGGAGGCCGCCAAAAGAUGCUGUAAGUACUGUUUCAACUCCUGCCAAGUGUGUGUGUGUUUGAGUGUGCGUGUGCGUGCGUGCCUAACUGCGAUCAUCCGUGUGUGUGUGUGUGUGUGUGUGUGUGUGUGCCUGCGGGAAUCCGUGUGUGUGAGUGUGUGCGUGCCUGCAUGCCAGAGCAUUGACUAGCCUAGGUACGAUUGGAUUGGGGGAAGUUUUCAGGAACAUUCUGAAGUUAUAUACUUCUAUCUUAAAGGUCUGUAUUUAUAUUUUUAUUUAUUUUAAAGGUCCUGAAUAGUCAUUCUGAAAAGUUCUCUCAUGGCUAACUACCAGGAAGUUUGAAAUAGGUUGAGUGGGCGGGGAGCUUGUAUUCAUGAGCUCGCCUUGACUGACAGCUCUUUGAAACACCAAUGUCAAGCAACUUGGAUGCAGUGAGCAGUGUUGCAGUAAAAUCCUCUCAAGCUAAUUUGGUGAUACUAAAAGCAACUCAAACAACAUUGAAAUUGCAUCAACAGUGCCCUCCAUAAUUAAUUAUUGGGACAGUGAAGCAUUUCUUCCUCUUUUGGCUCUAUAUUCCAAGAGUUUGGAUUUGAAAUCAAACAAUGACAAUGAAGUCCCCUGUAGCUCAGUUGGUAGAGCAUGGCGCUUGCAACGCCAGGGUUGUGGGUUCGUUUUCCACGGCGGGCCAGUAUGAAAAAUGUAUACACUCACUAACUGUAAGUCGCUCUGGAUAAGAGCGUCUGCUAAAUGACUAAAAUGUAAGUUAAAGUGAAGACGGUCAGCUUUAAAUUGAGGGUAUUGUCAUCCAUAUCGGGUGAACCGUUUAGAAAUGACAGACGUUUUUGUUCAUAGUCCCCCCAUUUUAGGGCAUCAAAAGUAUUGGGACAAAUUCACUUAUGUGUAUUAAAGUAGUAAAAAGUUAAGUAUUUGGUCCCAUAUUCAUAGCACACAAUGACUACAUCAAGCUUGUGACUCUACAAAUUUGUUGGAUGCAUUUACUGUUUUUGUUUUGGUUGUGUUUCAGAUUAUUUAGUGCCCAAUGGAAAUUAAUGGUCAAAUCAUGUAUUGUGUCACUUUUAUUGUAAGUAAGAAUAUAAUGUUUCUAAACCCUUCUACAUCAAUGUGGAUGCUACUACCAUGAUUACGGAUAAUCCUGAAUGAAUCGUAAAUAAUGAUGAGUGAGAAAGUUACAGACGCACAAAUAUCAUACCCCCCCAAAAAUGGCACCAUACAGUGAAAUGUUGGCACCAGUAGAGUAGCUACCUAGCUACUGUAUACCACGCCCCUCUGCAAAUACGCCUUCUCCGAUGUUGGUUACAAGGUGGUACUUAUUUAAAUUAGGUAAGAGAAUAUCAUGUUACCAUUGGUGUAUUAAAAUUAGAGUUAAGGUGAUGUCACCUUGUUCACUUAAUAAUGAAUCCAAGUGUUUGACAUGGGGUAGGGGACCAGUAACUUUAUGAUCAAACUUGAUCAAUGUAGAAUCUACAGUCAUUUUUCAUACUUUGGUCAUCAUACUUUGAUCUGGUUUCCUUCGAAUAUCAUCCAAUUUCAUGAAAAACAUGAUUGUGACUGUUCAUGACCUUUUUACAUUUGCUCAUUUAGAACUAAUUGGGGAUAAAUGAGACUUAACCUGUGUGGCAGAUCAGGGGGUUGGGUCAAGACGUUUACACAGAUCAGACACGAACAGAGUAUGAGUAGCUCAGUUUCAAGGGUGUUUAUUAAUAAAAUAAUCAAAAGAAAAGGUUAGUUCUCCCCCAUGAGACCCUCUUCAUGAUACCGUCUCCAACUACACGGACGUUACCUUACUUCCCCCAGUCCUCUCCCAUGUGCUGCCCUUCUGGCAGCUUUAUGGACAUUGCACAGCUGGUAAGCAAUCCGCCCUUAAUUACUCACCAGCUCCCAAUCAGCCACAAUUAGUCCUGUCCUGGGAGCCCAUCGAGACCUGGCACGUCCAGCAGAUGGAGCCACCGCCUCGUGAUGUAUACUCCAUCUGUUACCAGGCCUCGACGAGUCCCCCCCCCCCCCCCCCCCCCCCCCCCCCCCUUAGCUCACUUCACCGCCAGACACUCUUUCUCAACAAUUUUGUAUUUUUUUUCUCUCUGUAUCAGCUUUCGGCUGAUGUACAUGAUGGGGUGCUCCUCCCCAUCGUGUAUCUGGGACAGAACGGCCCCUAGUCCCGUAUCACAUGCAUCCGUCUGGACCACCAUCGGCACCUGGAAAUCGGGCGUUACGAGAAUCGGAUGGGAGCACAGGGCUUCCUUCAGACGGCUGAACGCCGCUUCUGUCUCGUCCAUCCAUUUCACUGUUUUCAGGAGGCGGGCCCUGGUUAGAUCGGUGAGGGGAGAAGCUAUAGCCGCAAAGUUGGGGAUAAACCGGCUAUAGUAUCCUGCCAGUCCCAGGAAGGACUUGACCUGUGUCUUGGUGCGUGGAACGGGCCAGUCACGUACCGCGUGAACCUUCCUCUCCUGGGGCUUGACGUUCCCCCGUCCAAUCAAAUACCCCAGGUACUCCAACUCCUCGAACACUAGCUUGCAUUUCUUGGGGUUUGCGGUCAACCCGGCUUGUCUGAGCGCGUCCAGCACCGCCUGGAGGCGCGUCAGGUGCUCCUCCCAACCUUGGCUGUGGAUGAUGAUAUCAUCCAGAUAGGCCGCUGUGUACUGCUGGUGGGGUCGAAGCACUCUGUUUAUCAGUCGCUGGAAUGUGGGCGGGGCUCCGUGGAGACCGAACGGGAGCACCCAGUACUGGUCUGGUGUUGAGAUCGCUGUUCUCUCCCGGGAGGAGGCUGCCAAUGGUACCUGCCAAUAUCCUUUAGUCAGGUCAAGGGUGCUGAUGUACCGGGCCUUUCCCAAUCGGUCGAUUAGCUCGUCCACCCUCGGCAUGGGGUAGGCGUCGAAUACGCUUAUGUCGUUCACACGCCGGAAAUCAUUACAGAAGCGGAGGCUACCGUCCGGUUUGGGCACCAACACGAUGGGGCUGCACCAUGCACUGUGGGACUCUUCAAUGACCCCUAUCCUCAGCAUAGCCUCCACUUCUUGUUUCACAGCCUUCCGUUGGGCCUCCGGAAUUCGAUACGGCCUCUUUCUUACUGUUUCCCCGGGCCGGGUACGGAUGUGGUGUUCAAUGAGGGUCGUGCGACCCGGCUUCUCGGAGAACACCGCCGUGUUCCGAUCGACCAGCUCCCGGAGCUCUUGCUUCUGGGCCGGGUCGAGGUCCUCACUGCUCGGGACCACCACUGGUACCGUUGGCAUCCGGGGUCCCGACCAUAACACGGCCAAGGCUGUCCUCUCGUGCCACCUCUUCAACAGGUUCACGUGUUGCCAGGAACUUACUUUCGGCCGUGGGGAUCAACACCAACACCCUGUCUCCCACCUGGAAUUCUCGGGGCUGGGCUCCCCGAUUGUAGACCUGGGCUUGGGCGCGUUGGGCCUUCUCCAUAUGUUCCCUCACGACUGGCCAUAUGGCAGUCAUCUGCUCCCGCAUCGUCUCCACGUGCUCUACCACGCUGCGUAAGGGGGUCGGUUGGGCUUCCCACAUCUCCUUGGCGAGGUCCAGUAGGCCAUGUGGCCUCCUCCCGUAGAGGAGUUCAAACAGGGAAAACCCAGUGGAGGAUUGGGGUACUUCUCGGAUUGAGAACAUUAGGUGGGGUAGCAGCUGGUCCCAGUGCUUCCCGUCCUGCUUGAUGACCUUCCGCAGCAUCUGUUUGAGCGUUUUGUUAAAGCGCUCGACUAGCCCAUCCGUCUGCGGGUGAAAAACGGAGGUCCAGACCCGUUACCGCGUCUUCUCCAUUCCCAGGUGCGCCCCAACAGUCCCUACGUACCGUCGGGGCAGCAACAAUACCUCUCGAAGUUCCCCCUGUUGGCGUGACACCUGAUCCAAAAGAUUAUUCUUAAUUUGGAAAUGGCUAAUUACUCACCAGCUCCCAAUCAGCCCCAAUUAGUCCUGUCCGGGGAGCCCGUCGAGACCUGGCACGUCCAGCCGAUGGAGCCACCGCCUCGUGAUGUAUACUCCAUCUGUUACCAGGCCUCGACGAGUCUCCCCCUGGUGGCUGACCUGCUGUACGCCACACCUGAUAGAGCCUAUCUGCCAACAGAGAAGUCCACUGUGCCACUGUUAGCUAGGAGACAGGAAGGAGAAAUACAGUAACUAAGAAAUAAAUGGCUUCAUAGUAGGAGAUGUUUCAUCUCUUUGUGUGUGCUGCUCAUUUGUGUCAUACAGUAGGGUCUAGACCAUAUGAAAUGGGAUCAGAAAAUGUUCCAAAGAUGUAAGCCUAUCUGUGUUACUUGUGGGUUUUGUUUUAUUGCCAACAAUCUAAUAUUUGUCAGUGGAUGCUCUUUAUUACUGCUGAAUCUCGAUGUUUAAGAUAAGAAACGCUAAAUCCUAAUAUAAGAAAUGCUUCUGAUGCUAGUAGUGACCAUAUGAACAGGCUAUUACAGUAACUGCAUUUCUGCUUCACCCUGCCAGAUAUAAGGCACACAAUACAGACAGAUUGAUAAAGCAGAUGUAACCCAGCUACUAUCCUGUACGAGAAAGGCCACUAACAUCCAGCAUCUGUUUUCUUACGGCUCUAAAAAUGCUUGUUUGGUAGCCUUCUUCUUUGACAGACACAUUUUGAACUAUAUUUAAAACUUUGUUCUGAUACUGGCUCUAAAAGUCCAAAACAUCUGCCAGUGUGACCGGGGAUGGAUAGAAAGGGAGAGAGAAAGAGAGAGGAAGAGAAAGGAGUGGGUCUGUCCGUCCGGCUCUUCCUUUCAGCCAGACACUCCAAGACAAGAUGCCGGCUGGUUGGGGUCGGGUCAGGAUGGGACAGGUUCUGUAAUUUCUUCCUUGUGUGAAGCCAAAAUGUCUCUUCCCAGGACUGCAGAGCGAGAGGGGAGACCAAGGAGGAGUUCAGACCAAGGAGGAGUUCAGCUCCACAGCUACCAUAGUCCAUACGCAAAUAUUCACUAGUUAACCUUAUAGGCUAAACAAGCAAAGCAGCUGCCAACAUAAAUGUAUGAUCUGUUUAGCGAGUGUUUCUGUGAAGGGCCUUUCUGUGUGUGGUCAGUGGUAGGUAGUUUGAUACACACACUCAGUCCCAACAAAACAAUAGAGCUCAGAAAAGAGGAAGUAUCCUGGCCCCAUCAUUUUCCUGUCUCUCACAAGGUUCCCUUUAUUGUUUGCAACAAUUAGAAAGGCUCAUCUGUAAAGGCUACAGUGGUAGCCAAUAGGAUAUGCAGUAGCAGUAGUAGUAGUAGCAGCAGCAGCAGUAGUAGUAGUAGUAGUAGUAGUAGUAGUAGUAACAUGAGCAUCAGCAGUAGUAGUAUUAGCAGUAGUACUAGUCGUAGUAGUAGUAGUAGUAGUAGUAGUAGUAGUAGCAGCAGCAGAAGUAGUAGUAGUAGUAGCAGCAGCAGUACAAUGUAAAUGUAGUAGGACAUUUACAUUUGUCAUUUAGCAGACACUCUUAUCCAGAGCGACUUACAAUUUUAGUGAGUGCAUACUGGCCCCCCGUGGGAAUCGAAUCCACAACCCUGGCGUUGCAAGCGCCAUGCUCUACCAACUGAGCUUCAGGAGGCCACUACUAGUAGUAGUAGUAGUAGUAGUAGUAGUAGUAGCAGUAGUAGCAGCAGCAGUAGUAGCAGUAGUAGCAGCAGUAAUAGUAGUAGUAGUAGUAGUAGCAUUAGCAGUAGUAGCAGGAGGAGUAGUAGUAGCAGCAGUAGUAGUAGUAGUAGUAGUAGUAGUAGUAGUAGCAGUAGUAGUAGUAGUAGCAGUAGUAGUAGUAGUAGUAGUAGCAGUAGUAGCAGCAGCAGCAGUAGCAGCAGCAGCAGUAGUAGUAGCAGUAGUAGCAGUAGUAGUAGCAGUAGUAGUAGUAGCAGCAGUAGCAGUAGUAGUAGUAGUAGUAGUAGCAGCAGUAGUAGUAGUAGUAGUAGUAGUAGUAGUAGCAGUAGCAGUAGUAGCAGCAGCAGUAGUAGCAGUUGCAGCAGUAGCAGUAGUAGCAGCAGCAGCAGUAGUAGUAGUAGUAGUAGUAGUAGUAGUAGUAGUAGUAGUAGUAGUAGUAGUAGCAGUAGUAGAGGCAGUAGUAGUAGAUGGAGUAACAUCCACAUAGUUCAUGCUUAGUGCAAUACAUUAAGAUAGAGUAACAUCCACAUAUUUUGAUCUGAAUUAUACCACUGGAGGCUUGAUUUAUGUUGGGGGAUUCCCUCUGUCUCUGUCCAACUCAGUGUGUUUUGCAGAACUAAUUUCCCACAGUUCAGUUCAGUGCACCACUCCCUUCCUUCCUGUCUCCUUGGCUGCCCUGUGAAUUCCUGACCAGAUGAAACCUGCUCUCCAACCUCUAACCACACAAAGACCCACUGUGACUGUGAAGAUGUACACCUAUUGGAGACAUGAACAUAGCUAGUAUCCAUAGCCAAGUCAUGCAAACGUCCAAUACGUUAUUAUUCCUAAUGCGACUUCACCUCUGUUCUGUUUUUCACACAAAAACUAUAGGCAUACAUGCAUGUAAUAAUAAUAUGCCAUUUCGCAGACGCUUUUAUCCAAAGCGACUUACAGUCAUGUGUGCAUACAUUUUUAGGUUUGGGUGGUCCCGGGGAUCGAACCCACUACCCUGGCGUUACAAGCGCCAUGCUCUACCAAUUGAGCUACAGAGGAUCACCUGUACUCUCUACUGCAGGGGUACUAUUUGAGAAGGUCCAGUCACACAAAUGUCCUAGGUUUUCGGGUGGAUAUUGUCAUUUAUCGGCGUAGUAACAAAACCGCACCUCGCACCCCAAACUGUUCACACCACUCAUGUUGGCGCGGAGAGAAAAUGUUGCCGUUUUAAAGCUAAUUUCCUGCCAUUCUACACAUUUUGCCAUGGGGGCGGAGAGAGCAUUUAGUAGUUUUAAAGCUAAUUUCCUGCAAUUCUACAAAUUUUGCAAUGUCUUAUGUGUUUAUAUGAUACCUGAGCGACUCAACAAAAUCAAUGGGGGCCCCCUGGGUGUCGAGGCCCCUGGGCACAUAAUCUGGCCAUGAUAACUACUAUUCUACAAGACUUAGUUAGAUAGGUUAGACUAGCAUUACUACCUAGCUGACAUGGGCUAGUUGAUCAACUGGACAUUUCUGGCAGUUUAUAAAUAGCUCUCUAAGGUCUGUCAGUGAAUGAAAUAGGCUAACAAGAGGAAAACUGCCCAUGCGCUACCAAAUGUUGAAAUUGCACCUUGUGCAUUCUAUUAUUACAACUCUCAACAGAAGUAAAUUGAAAGCCCAAUUGAGUCCCCCCCCCCCCCCAAAAAAAAAAGGACUCUGUAUUGACUCUGUUCUGGAUCGGGUACUGUAUGUUAUAGGGAUGGGCGAUAAUGGCUUUAAAAUCAUACCUCUAUUUAUUUAUUUAUUUUUUACUUCUGGACGAUUCAGGAUAUAUAUCUACAUUUUUUCAAAAACAUUUUCUCUAAAUAAGCUUUGUUUCAUAAUUAAAGGUCAAUACACUGCAUUUCAAACAGUUAGGAAUCAUGUAAUGAAUGCAGGCCUUGUAAAAUUAUACCUAGGCUAAAUAUAAGCCUUCCACAACCAUAAGACCCACUAAUAAUUGUAUUAUUUGAUCAAAAUAGUUUAAUGUGCUUUUUUGACAAUAAUCACUGAUCUAGCUUUCAAGUCUGUUUAUGAAAAUGCCAUUUUUGUUACAAAUUUAACCAAAACCAUGCACAUCCACUAAUAGGCCUAAUGACUAACUUCUUGUAGUAUACAUUAUGGAAAAUUUACACAGGUCUCAUAAACAAUCUCUCAUGCACAAGCCCACAUGCUAGUGAGUAGCCAGCUAAUCUUUAUUUAGUCUAACCAACUUGGAUCUAUUUGUUUGCUAAAAAGGUAGAACUGUUUAACUGAUAUGAACACACCCUUCUGUCUCCAACUGUUUGAACAACAUAGCCUGUUCACUUUGUUUAUUGUGACGGAUCAGGUUGUCCGAAACACCCUAACACAGGCGGGAGGAAUGAAAUGAACAGACUGGAGGCAGUGGUUGUGGUUCCUUUUCUUUUGUAUUGUCAAUAAACAGGUUUUCUUUCACCCAACAAAACGAUUCCAGUACAGGAAACAACAGCGAAAGAAAAUGAAUAAAAAAUAAACUAAGCAGUUGACCAAAAGGCCAGGCCGUGGCCAAAAAGGGAAAACAAAACAACAAAAGGCUUCACCCAUCUUUAGGCUAUUGUCUACACAUAAUAUUUACAGGUGGAACGCUUCUCUCUACCUAUAGCCUGCCUUGUUUAACAGAGAGACAAGGUGCAUCAGAUGAAGAAGCUUUAUCUGCGGUAGGAAAGUACGACAUCCUCACAGGUCCCCGUGUCUGCUCCCAGCCCCGAGCUCAUCUCCUGGCACACCUAUGUAGAGGGAGACACCACGCAAUUAGUGGGCCCAGCUGUGUACUAAUUGGCUUAACACUGAGUAGGGUGCUGUCGUGUCGUCUUCCUCCGGCCGGUCACUGAACUCUCACAUGCCUUCCCUCCCAAGAGCGACCCAGAGGGGUGUGCGCCAGACGAGACCUCCGGGUCUCGACAGGAUAGUGCUUUUGCAUUGCCGUGUGCUCUCCCCGAUCGGUGAACCACCUGGAAGUUAAAGGGUUGGAGUGACAGGAAUCUGUUAUUCGGCAGUUCGUGUCUCGCUUACCCGCCAUCCACUGGAGGGGCGCAUGAUCUGUGACCAGUCGGAAUCGUCUCCCCAGGAGAUAGUACCUCAGGUAUUCCAGGGCCCACUUAAUUGCCAGUGCCUCCCUCUCUAUCGUCGCGUACAUCCUCUCCCUGUCGGACAGCUUGCAGCUUAUGUAUAGGAUGGGACUUUCCUCCAGCCCCGUCCCCUUGAGACAGAACAGCCCCCAAGCCGGUGCUGGAGGCGUCGGUGUGGAUGGUGAAGGGCUGCUGGAAAUCUGAGGCUCUCAACACCGGCUCCGAGCACAGCGUGUCUUUGAGGUGGAGGAACGCCCCCUCGGCUUCAGAUGUCCAUACCACCCUCACCAGGUUCCACUUCUUUGUCAUGUUGGUCAGUGGGGUGGCGAUGGUGGAGUAGCUUGGGAUGAACCGCCUGUAGUAACCCGUUAGGCCCAGAAAUGAGCGGACCCCCUUCUUGUCCUUGGGCCGCGGCCACUCCUGGAUGGCCCUGGUCUUCUCCACCUGGGGUUUGAUCAGACCGCUUCCGAUGGUGUAGCCAAGGUUUUCAGCCUCGUUCAGUCCCAGGUGGCACUUCUUCGGGUUGGUUGUCAGGCCGGCCGCCUCCAGGCUGGCCAGCACAUGGUGCAGCUGGCGGAGGUGGUCCUCCCAGUCCUCACUGUGUAUUACCACGUCAUCAAUAUUGGUGGCGGCGAAGGACUGAUGAGGACGUAACAGCGUGUCCAUAAGCCUCUGGAAGAUGGUGGCCGCUCUCCGUGCAAGCCGAAGGGGAGGCGGACGUACUGAAAUAGCCCAUUCGGGGUGGCAAAGGCGGUUUUGUGGCAGUCUUCGGGGGCCAGAGGCACCUGCCAGUACCCCUUGGUGAGGACGAGGGCCGAUAUAUAGCGGGCUUUCCCAAGCUCAUUGACCCUCGGCAUGGGGUAGGUGUCGAACCUGGAGAUGGCGUUGAGGGCUCUGAAAUCGUUGUAGAAGCGAAUAGACCCAUCGGGUUUAGGCACCAGCAUGAUAGUGCUGGACCAUUCGCUGGUGGACGGCUCGACGACCACCAUCUUCAACAUCUCCCUCACCUCUUUCCGUGCCAUCUCCCGACGUGCCUCUGGUACCCUGUAGGGUCGGAGAUGUACCUUCUUCCCUGGCUCCGUGGCUAUGCGAUGACAGAGCAAGGAGGUCUGCCCCGGAAGGGGGGAGAAUACCCGUUGGUUCUGUUGGACAACCUUUUCAAGGUCUCGCGUCUGCUGAGCCGUUUCUGGCGGACGUUCCUCUUCGUCUGCCUUAAGUCCCAUCAGCACCUGUGUCUCUCGUUCCAAGUAGGCUUUCAACAGGUUGAUGUGGUAUAUCUGCUGAGGGCGCCGUCGUCCUGGCUGACUCAACCUGUAGUUGACCGGGGAGGCUUGCUCUGUCACCACAUAUGGGCCCUGCCACUGAGCCAGGAGCCUGUGUUCCGGCAUGGGGACGAGGAGAAGUACCUUAUCUCCUGGGCGGAACUGUCACGGCUGGGCCGUUCUAUUGUAAGCCCGGGUUAAAAAAUAAUAAUAAUAAUAUUAUUUUUAUAAUAUUUUUUUGUGUGUUUUAUUAUUUUUAUUUUAAUUUUAUUUUUUUAUUUUUUUUGGGGGGGGGGGGAAUGGAUCAAUCCCCCAUGUAUUUUUUUAAAAUAUAUAUAUACUCCCCUUUAUUACUUUUCAACCCCACCAUCCUUUCCCUACUUGGAGUAAAUUAGUGAACAACAAUGCCCAGGCCUCUACUUCCGGUCUAUACUUACUAUCUACACCUUAUGGACAGAGUUAAUUUUACAAUAAUUAUAUUAUAUAUAUAUAUAUAUAUAUAUAUAUAUAUAUAUAUAUAUAUAUAUAUAUAUAUAUAUAUAUAUAUAUAUAUAUUAUUUAUUUUUUGCUCCUGAACUUCUUCUACUCUCAACCUCUCCGAUCAUUUUCAUGAUGUCCAUCCGGUUUGCUUCUAUAUGCCAUAUCUUUCUAACUGUGCUCUUUCCCAAAAGCUCCCAACAUACAACCUAUAUACUUAUUAUGGACACAGUAUGCUUACAUUAUUAGCUAUCUUUGUUAUUAUUUGUUGUUAUUUGUUAUUAGUCCCAUCCUUCAACUCUAUUCAAUACCUCCCAUCUAUCUCUUAACACCAUCCAUAUAGGAUUUCUAUUUGCCAUAUAUAUUUCAACCGUACUGUGAUGUUUUACAAAAGUUCUGAACCUUUCUAUUCUCAUUGCUUCUACAGAUUGUGAAUUAAAAAUAAACAUUUUUGCUAAAAGUAUUAUUAUAUUAUUGAUUGAUUGACUAUGACUUUUCAGAUCACCCAGUAAUGCUAUCUGCAAGGUUAGUUCCAGGUAAAUAUUGCAAUCCUUUAGCCAUUCCUGGACCUGUGUCCAAAAACAAGCUACAAAUGGACAGAACCAAAACAAAUGAUCUAAUGAUUCUGUCUCUUCACAGCAAAAUCUGCAGAGCUGGGAAGAUUGUAUCCCCCAUAUAAAUAACAUUCUAUUGGUAGCAAGAAUUUUAUAUAAUAAUUUAAAUUGAAAGAUUCUAAUUUUUGAAUCCGGUGUCGUUUUGCGUGUCAGUUCAUAAACACUAUGCCAUGGGAUCGGUACGUCAAAGAUCUCUUCCCAACUAUUUUGCAAUCUAUAUGGGACGGCUGUCAAUCCUUUGGUCCUUAAGUGAAACUGAUAUACUUUUUUAUUUAUCACAGUUUUCCUUAACCAAUUAUGUUUUUUAAUGCAAGGCCGACAGACAAGUUCCUUACUUUCUCCCCCUUCCACUUUCCUCUUCCACUUUUGCGGUAAGGCUGCAAUUAUUUGGUUGUAAUUUUGGGUAGAGCAGACAUUUCCAUAUGUUUUUGUUAGCUGCAUGUGCGACAUAACUCCACCAGUCCUACCGAUGAUAUCAUUUACGAAGAUUAUACCUUUUUUAAACAUUCUGUCAAAAAAUAAAGGUUUUUUGUCAAUUAGUAUAUUUGAAUUUAACCACAAUAUUUGUUGCAUUAUUUGUUCUGUCGUUUCUGGAGGAUUAAAUUAAAAUUGCAACCAACUUUCUAUGGCUUGUUUUAGAAAUAGUGACAUUUGGGAGAUUAUUUCCUUUUCAAAUAACUGAAAGUGAGAGGUUGUAAUCUGAAUAAAGGGAAAAAGGCCUUUCUUGAACAUUGGGUGAGACAAUCUUACUAAUUUGCUUGAGAACCAGUUUGGAUUUAAGUAUAACUUUUGUAUGACUGAAGAUUUUAGUGAUAGGUCUAAUGCUUUAAUAUUUAAUAAUUUAUGUCCUCCGAAUUCAUAUUCAUUAUAUAAAUAUGCUCUUUUAAUUUUGUCUGGCUUGCCGUUCCAAAUAAAAUUGAAUAUUUUUUUCUCAUAUAAUAAAAAAAAACUGUUUGCUAGGCAUAGGCAAGACCAUAAGCAAAUAGGUAAACUGGGAUAAUACUAAAGAGUUAAUCAGGGUGAUGUUUCCACAAAUUGACAGGUAUUUUCCUUUCCAUGAUAGUAAGAUCUUAUCUAUUUUUGCUAACUUUCUAUUAAAAUUUAUUGAAGUGAGAUCAUUUAUUUCCUUUGGGAUAUGUAUUCCGAGUAUAUCCACAUCACCAUCAGACCAUUUUAUUGGUAAACUACAUGGUAAUGUAAAAAUUGUAUUUUUUAGUGAUCCAAUACGUAAUAUAGUACAUUUGUCAUAAUUUGGUUGUAAUCCAGAGAGGUUAGAAAAUGUAUCUAGAUCCUCCAUGAGGCUGUGGAGGGAUUCUAGUUGUGGAUCUAAAAGAAAACAUGAAUCAUCUGCGUACAAUGACACCUUUUUGUUUUUAAGCCCUGUAUUUCUAAUCCUCUGAUAUUAUUAUUGGAUCUGAUUUUAAUAGCUAACAUCUCGAUGGCCACAAUAAAUCGAUAUGCCGAUAGUGGACAACCUUGUUUCACUCCUCUUGACAGUUUAAAACUUUCUGAGAAAUAGCCAUUAUUUACUAUUUUACACCUAGGGUUACUAUACAUGAUUUUGACCCAUUUUAUAAGAGAUUCUCCAAAAUCGAAAUGCUCCAGGCAUUUAUAUAUAAACCCCAGUCGAACUUUAUCAAAUGCCUUUUCGAAGUCUGCUAUGAAUAGCAGGCCUGGUUUCCCAUAUUUUCCAUAGUGUUCUAUUGUUUCCAAUACUUGCCUUAUAUUAUCUCCAAUGUAUCUUCCAUGUAAAAAACCUGUCUGAUUUGAAUGAAUAAUAUCCGACAAUACCUUUUUAAUUCUAUACGCUAUACAUUUUGCUAGGAUUUUUGCAUCACAACACUGAAGUGUAAGGGGCCUCCAAUUUUGUAAAUGGACUGGAUCUUUAUAUUUUCCACUUGUAUCCUGUUUCAGUAAUAAUGAGAUCAGACCUUCUUCUUGAGUGUCAGAUAAUCUACCAUUUACAUAGGAGUGGUUAAAACAUGCUAAUAACGGUCCUCUUAGUAUAUCAAAAAAGGUUUGGUAUACCUCGACUGGUAUGCCAUCCAACCCUGGAGUUUUCCCGGACUUAAAGUCUUUAAUUGCAUCCAGAAGUUCCUCCUCUGUAAUUUCACCUUCACAUGAGUCUUUCUGUGUGGCUGUUAAUUUGACAUUAUCAAUAGAAAAAAAAUCUCUACAAUUAGCUUCAGUUAGAGGAGAUGGAGGCGACUGAAAAGAAAACAUAUGCUUAAAGUACUUUGUUUCUUCCUUCAAAAUAUCAUUUGGUGAAUUAUGGGUGACUCCGUCAAUUGUAACCAGUUUCAUUAAGUUCUUUUUGGUAGCAUUCCUAUGUUGAAGAUUAAAAAAGAAUUUUGUGCAUUUUUCCCCAUAUUCCAUCCAAUUUGCUUUAUUUUUAUAAUAUAUUACACUUGAUCUUUCUUGAAUAAGUUUCUCCAUUUCUUUUUGUUUUUCCUCUAAUUUAUUCUGAGCCUCUAUGUUACAGUUUUUAUUGCCAUCUAUCUGUUCUGUUAGACUUUCUAUUUCCUUUCUUAGUAUAAACUCUUUUGACCUAAAUUGCUUUUGUUUUCGAGAUGAGUACUGAAUUGCAUGGCCUCUAAAGGCACAUUUAAAGGUGUCCCAUACAAUAAGGGGAUUCGCUGUACCUAUGUUAUGUUGGAAAAAGUCAGUUAUAAAUUCCUUUGUUCUAAUUAUAAAUAAAUUAUCAUCCAAUAGGCUUUGAUUAAAUUUCCAAUAUCCUCGCCCACGUGGAAAUUCAGUAAGAGUAAUGUAUAUGCCUAUUAUAUGAUGGUCCGACCGCAUUCUGUCCCCUAUCAACACUUUUUUUACUUUUGGUGCCAACGAGAAUGAGAUAAGAAAGAAGUCAAGACGACUAGCUUGAUUCAGUCUCCGCCAUGUUAUAUCUCACUAGAUCAGUAUAUUUAAGCCUCCAUAUAUCUACUAGUUCUAAUGUAUCCAUGACAUUCACAAUUUCCUUAAGAGCAUGUGGGUGAUUGUUUGUGGUGUGAUUUCCUUUACGGUCCAUUGAGCUAUUUAAAACAGUAUUAUAAUCCCCCACCAUAAUAAUAUUGUCUUGAAUUGUUGUGGUUUAUGGUCCAAUAACAUAUUUAAAAUAAUCCAUCUACCUUGCGUAUCUAUUUGGACAAUUUGCACAUUCGGAUCAGAAUUACUAUUAAUUAAUAUCAUCACCCCUUUUGAAUUUCUUUGCCCAUGGGAGAAGUAUAUUCCCCCCCCCCCCCAUUCUUUUUUCCACGCUACUUCAUCUCGAAUUGUUGAAUGAGUUUCCUGUAUACAAUAGAUAUUAUAUUCCUUCUCUUUGAGCCAUGUAAAUAUUGUUCUUCUUUUGUUUUUAUCAGCUAAGCCAUUACAAUUAUAACUGGCUAUACUUAUUUCACCAUACACCAUAAUGAGAUACAAGUUUCAAGUCUAUUUAUCAUUAUAUAUGUUUGUAAAUUUACCAAUAAAAAAUAGCGCGGGCUUGGUUUUCCUGUGCUUUGGCCAUGUUCUCUCACCACCGGCCAUAUCGCUGCCAUUCGGUCUUUUAUGAAUGUGAUGUGUUCGAUGAGGGAACGGUACGGGCAGGGUUGGUUCUCCCAGGCCUCAAGGAAGCCGCGACAGGGCCGCCCAUAGAGAGGAUCGAAAGGCGAGAAGCCAGUUGAUGCCUGGGAAACCUCCUGGAGCGCGAACAUGAGGUGCGGCAACAACAUAUCCCAAUUUGUCCUGUCACGGUCCACCACCCUGCGUAGCAUGCUUUUGAUGGUUUUAUUCAGCUGUUCACACAGCCCGUCCGUCUGGGGGUGGUACACACUGGUACUUAUUUGUUUGACCCGGUAUAACUGACACAGGUCCUUCAUCAGUCUGGACAUGAACGGCGUGCCCUGGUUGGUCAGGAUGGUGGCCGGGAGUCCCACUCGGGAGAACAUGAUAUACAGUUAUUUUGCUAUGGCUUUCGUUGUCAUCGACCUCAGUGGAACUUCGUUGCAUAGUCCACCACCACCAAGAUGUACUCAUGCCCGCGCGCCGAAUGCGGCAGGGUUCCCACCAGGUCCAUGGCUAUGCACUCAAACGGGGUCUCUAUAAGUUGGUAGAGCUGGCCCCUCGGUGACUCCUCUUCGUUGUACUUCCAGGCAUGAAACCUUUGGGCCCGGUCUCUGGGGUUCAGUUGAUAGCGAGACUGAAUCUCCGCCUUCAGACGUUCGGCAGCCCCUUCCUCAAUGUCAUAGUACGCCGCCUGUGCUUUGCCUGUGAGCAGGGGAGCCAGGAGGCCCGCCCAGUCAUCCUGAGGCCAUCUCUCUCUGCUCCGUUCGUUCGAAGGCCAGAAGAUAGGCCUCCACAUCGUAGUCCUCCGACAGCGCGCUGACGUUGGGCCUCCUACGAUCCCUGGGAGACGGGCGGUCUGCUAGUUCGGACCUGAGGAGGUCUAGGGUCUCCUGUUGGGUGAUGGCGCAGGCCGUUAGCUGACGUAGCAACUCUUCGCUCAUGCCUAUCAGUGGGUGUAGUGGGCUUCCGAAAAAUAAAAAUAAUCACAGCCACCGGAAAGGGGAUUGAUUCUGGUCUUGCCUCAAGGUGCCCGCAUUCUCCACCAGUUGUGACGGAUCAGCUUGUCCGAAACACCUUAACACAGGCGGGAGGAAUGACAUGAACAGACUGGAGGCAGUGGUUGUGGUUCCUUUUCUUUUGUAUUGUCAAUAAACAGGUUUUCUUUCACCCAACAAAACAAUUCCAGUACAGGGUAGCGUCCAAUACUGAAACAACAGUGAAAGAAAAGGAAUAUAAAAUAAACUAAGCAGUUGACCAAAAGGCUGUGGCCAAAAAGGGAAAACAAAACAACAAAAGGCUUCACCCGUCUUUAGGCUAUUGUCUACACAUAAUAUUUACAGGUGGAACGCUUCUCUCUACCUAUAGCCUGCCUUGUUUAACAGAGAGACAAGGUGCAUCAGAUGAAGAAGCUUUAUCUGCGGUAGGAAAGUACGACAUCCUCACAGGUCCCCGUGUCUGCUCCCAGCCCCGAGCUCAUCUCCUGGCACACCUAUAUAGAGGGAGACUACGCAGUUAGUGGGCCCAGCUGUGUACUAAUUGGCUUUACAAUCAGUACCUAUCCCCUGAGGAGGGUGCUGUCAUGUCGUCUUCCUCCGGCAGGUCACUGAACUCUCACAUUAGAUAUUGAAAUCCAUUGCCUACCUGGAUAAGAAGAUGCUUAUUUCUCAGAAUGAGAACGAGUUGCCAAUUCCUUAUAUAAAUGUGUCUUUUUAUGCUCAUUACACAUUUAUAAAACACAGACUAGACAGCUAGCACAUAACAGUAUGUGAAUAAAAUGCUGCUAGCGGUACUUGGUAAAUUAAAUUAAAAGCCAGACAGAAACUGAGCAUUCAUUUUCCACAAUCAUGUUCAUUGAUGCUCUCGUUUUAGUAGUGUAUGCUCUGUUCUACAUUUUGGGAGUUAGAAAGGUUAAGUUCUUGUCUAUUACAAUAAAAUAAUGUCUCUGUAGGAACGUGGGUAGGAGAUGAGACCAAAAAUACAUAGAACGCUCUUACUUUUUUGGGGUAUAAAAUCAAAACUUGAUUCUUGCGAUACAAGCCCUAGUAUGUUAUGCUAUUUAUACAAUGACUCCUGUAUGAACUUUGUGGUACUGACCAGUCAGUGUCUGUUAUACCUUAUACCGAACCUGAUUGUUCAAACUUUUACCUAAAUGUAAGAUGCUCUCUGGAAAGUGGGGUAAUGUGGCCAAGGAUGGGGGGGCGUUUUUGAUAUAUAUUCCUUGCGAUCCUCUGGCUCUGAGGUCUGGGGACUAGGUCUCUGGGUGCGCUCUGAGAGUCGAGAGAGCUCGCUCGGUACUAGAUCUUCUUCUCUCGAGGGUAGAUAUCCGAGAUAUAUUCUGUUUACAUCACUAUAUUGUCUAUAUUCUGUCUUCUCAUAGCUAACAUCUCUAUAUGAUCUCUCUAUGUUCUGGGUCUCUCUAUCUCCCUCAUCUUAUCUCUCUCUCUCUCUCUCUCGCUCUCUUCUCUUCUUCUCGUCUCUCUCUCGAUCUCUCUCUUCUCUCUCUCUCUCUUCUCUCUCUCUCUCUCUCUCUCUCUCUCUCUCUCAGAUAUAUCCCCCCUGUGCUAUAGUCUGUUUGGUCUGUAUGAUGAGAACAAACGGCUGUGGUACGCUCCCAACCACGUCAUCAAGGUUACUGACGAGACCUGCAUCAAGCUGCGCUACCGCAUGAGGUACUUAGACAGGCCUACUGCACUGUGUGUGUUAUUACAUUAUCAAAUCAUUCUAAUGCAUUAUGAAUAUCUCACUGACGCCAUUCACCAGACGUCAAUACACCUCCCAUUGUUACUAACUUAGUUAUCCACCGCUGUUACCUGCUGUUUUUGCCACUGUGAGCUCUCGUCACUGCCUGUCACUAUGUUAAAGAUUAUUCAACAGGACUGUUACUUAACCAUCAUUCAUCAACCAUGAUUCAAUGUAACAUGAACGUUGUCAUGCAGGUAGGGUGUAUGGCACAUUGGCACCAUGCUGUGCAGAGUAGACUGGCACUUGCUGAGCUGGUAAAGUAGUCUACAUCAGAUAAGAUUAGAAUACAGCAGUAUGUAAUUAAGUAAGAUUUACUUGUGAACUGUUUUUACAAUUCACAUGUAAACAUGGAUACAAGGCAGGACGAAAUCCAAUGCUUAAAGUAUCAAGUGGAUGUGUUUGUUUGGCACACCUGAGGGCAUUAAAACAGGAGAUAUUCAGUUGCCUUGCCAGUUUCGUUGUGUAUGAUCCAAGAGAAACUGUUAACUCAGAGAGGAAGUAUAGCAAACAUGUGGUGUCACGCAGACUUCCUCUUUCUGCCCUCUCACUAGAAAAUAGAGAGAGAGGAAGAGGGGUAGAUGUGGUCAGAGCCUAAAUGAGCAGGCCUAUUGUUGAGUUGAAUUUGCGUCAUACAGCCAGGGUACACUUGGUCAACCAGCAGAUUAUGGCCAACCUUUGUACACAAAAACAAACAAAUGCGUAUACUUACUGUAAAUAUGUGGAUGCACACACCUCACCCACCUACCGAGUCCCGACCAUGUCUUGGUAUUAACAUUGUCCUGUCUCUUCUCUCCCACCCAUCAGGUUUUACUUCACUAACUGGCAUGGUACCAGUGAGCAUGAGUCUCCAGUGUGGAGACACUGUAUCAGUAAGCUGAGGGGAGGUCUCAGCCCACAGAGGGUCCCUGAAGGUACACCCCUACUGGACGCGGCCUCCCUCGACUACCUGUUCGCCCAGGUACGUAUGUGUGUGUUUAUGUUUGUGUGUCUGUGGACACUGUGCAGGUAAAAAUGCUAUUUGUCACAUAUGCCAACUACAACAGGUGUAGAAUUUACUGUGAGAUAAAAAUUAUAACAGAAGAAUGAAGCAAUAGGGAGAACCAGUACCAGGUCAAUGUGCAGCUAUAUACAGGGAAUACCAGUACCAGGUCAAUGUGCAGCUAUAUACUGGGAGUACCAGUACCAGGCCAAUGUGGAGCUAUAUACAGGGAGUACCAGUACCAGAUCAAUGUGCAGCUAUAUACAGGGAAUACCAGUACCAGGUUAAUGUGCAGCUAUAUACAGGGAGUACCAGUACCAGAUCAAUGUGCAGCUAUAUACAGGGAGUACCAGUACCAGGUCAAUGUGCAGCUAUAUACAGGGAGUACCAGUACCAGAUCAAUAUGCAGCUAUAUACAGGGAGUACCAGUACCAGAUCAAUGUGCAGCUAUAUACAGGGAGUACCAGUACCAGGCCAAUGUGGAGCUAUAUACAGGGAGUACCAGUACCAGAUCAAUGUGGAGCUAUAUACAGAGAGCAUCAGUACCAGGUCAAUGUGCACCUAUAUACAGGGAGUACCAGUACCAGGUCAAUGUGCAGCUAUAUACAGGGAGAACCAGUACCAGAUCAAUGUGCAGCUACAUACAGAGAGCAUCAGUACCAGGUCAAUGUGCACCUAUAUACAGGGAGUACCAGUACCAGGUCAAUGUGCAGCUAUAUACAGGGAGUACCAGUACCAGAUCAAUGUGCAGCUACAUACAGAGAGAACCAGUACCAGAUCAAUGUGGAGCUAUAUACAGGGAGUACCAGUACCAGGUCAAUGUGCAGCUAUAUACAGGGAGAACCAGUACCAGAUCAAUGUGGAGGGGUAUGAGGUAUUUGAGGUAGAUAUGUACAUAAAGACAGGAUAAAGUGACUAUGCAUCAGGAUAGAUAAUAAUAAGUUAUUUGAGGUAGAUAUGUACAUAAAGACAGGGUAAAGUGACUAUGCAUCAGGAUAGAUAAUAAUAAGUUAUUUGAGGUAGAUAUGUACAUAAAGACAGGGUAAAGUGACUAGGCAUCAGGAUAGAUAAUAAUAAGUUAUUUGAGGUAGAUAUGUACAUAAAGACAGGGUAAAGUGACUAGGCAUCAGGAUAGAUAAUAAUACGUUAUUUGAGGUAGAUAUGUACAUAAAGACAGGGUAAAGUGACUAUGCAUCAGGAUAGAUAAUAAUAAGGUAUUUGAGGUAGAUAUGUACAUAAAGACAGGGUAAAGUGACUAUGCAUCAGGAUAGAUAAUAAUAAGGUAUUUGAGGUAGAUAUGUACAUAAAGACAGGGUAAAGUGACUAUGGCAUCAGGAUAGAUAAUAAUAAGGUAUUUGAGGUAGAUAUGUACAUAAAGACAGGGUAAAGUGACUAUGCAUCAGGAUAGAUAAUAAUAAGGUAUUUGAGGUAGAUAUGUACAUAAAGACAGGGUAAAGUGACUAUGCAUCAGGAUAGAUAAUAAUAAGGUAUUUGAGGUAGAUAUGUACAUAAAGACAGGGUAAAGUGACUAUGCAUCAGGAUAGAUAAUAAUAAGGUAUUUGAGGUAGAUAUGUACAUAAAGACAGGGUAAAGUGACUAUGCAUCAGGAUAGAUAAUAAUAAGGUAUUUGAGGUAGAUAUGUACAUAAAGACAGGGUAAAGUGACUAUGCAUCAGGAUAGAUAAUAAUAAGUAUUUGAGGUAGAUAUGUACAUAAAGACAGGGUAAAGUGACUAUGCAUCAGGAUAGAUAAUAAUAAGGUAUUUGAGGUAGAUAUGUACAUAAAGACAGGGUAAAGUGACUAGGCAACAGGAUAGAUAAUAAUAAGAUAUUUGAGGUAGAUAUGUACAUAAAGACAGGGUAAAGUGACUAUGCAUCAGGAUAGAUAAUAAUAAGGUAUUUGAGGUAGAUAUGUACAUAAAGACAGGGUAAAGUGACUAUGCAUCAGGAUAGAUAAUAAUAAGGUAUUUGAGGUAGAUAUGUACAUAAAGACAGGGUAAAGUGACUAUGCAUCAGGAUAGAUAAUAAUAAGGUAUUUGAGGGUAGAUAUGUACAUAAAGACAGGGUUAAAGUGACUAUGCAUCAGGAUAGAUAAUAAUAAGGUAUUUGAGGUAGAUAUGUACAUAAAGACAGGGUAAAGUGACUAUGCAUCAGGAUAGAUAAUAAUAAGGUAUUUGAGGUAGAUAUGUACAUAAAGACAGGGUAAAGUGACUAUGCAUCAGGAUAGAUAAUAAUAAGGUAUUUGAGGUAGAUAUGUACAUAAAGACAGGGUAAAGUGACUAGGCAACAGGAUAGAUAAUAAUAAGGUAUUUGAGGUAGAUAUGUACAUAAAGACAGGGUAAAGUGACUAGGCAUCAGGAUAGAUAAUAAUAAGGUAUUUGAGGUAGAUAUGUACAUGAAGACAGGGUAAAGUGACUAGGCAACAGGAUAGAUAAUAAUAAGGUAUUUGAGGUAGAUAUGUACAUAAAGACAGGGUAAAGUGACUAGGCAACAGGAUAGUAUAAUAAGGUUUUGGUUAGAUAUGUCCAUGAGCAGUGUCAAGUUGACUAGGCAUCAGAUAAUAUAAUAAGGUAUUUGAGGUAGAUAUGUACAUAAAGACAGGGUAAAGUGACUAGGCAACAGGAUAGAUAAUAAUAAGGUAUUUGAGGUAGAUAUGUACAUAAAGACAGGGUAAAGUGACUAGGCAUUAGGAUAGAUAAUAAUAAGGUAUUUGAGGUAGAUAUGUACAUAAAGACAGGGUAAAGUGACUAUGCAUCAGGAUAGAUAAUAAUAAGGUAUUUGAGGUAGAUAUGUACAUAAAGACAGGGUAAAGUGACUAGGCAACAGGAUAGAUAAUAAUAAGGUAUUUGAGGUAGAUAUGUACAUAAAGACAGGGUAAAGUGACUAGGCAUCAGGAUAGAUAAUAAUAAGAGUAAGAAUAAAGAGUAGUAGCGGCAUAUUAUGGGUGUGUGCGUGUUUGUGUGUGUGUGUUGUGUCAGUAUGUGUGUGUGUGUGUGUGUGUGUGCGUAUUUAGUGUAUGUGAAUGUGUUUGGGUUUUGCGUGAGAGUGUCAGUGUAGUGUGUAUGAGUGAAUGUGUAUGUAGUGUGUAUAUAUAAUCUUGUGAGUGUGCAUAGAGUCAGUGCAGAGUCAAUGCAGAUAGUCCGGGUAACCAUUUCAUUAACUAUUUAGCUGUCAAAUGGCUAUUUAGCAGUCUUAUGGCUUGGGGGUAGAAACUGUCUCGGAGCCUGUUGGUCCAAGAGCCGAUGCUCUGGUACCGUUUGCUGGACGGUAGCAGAGUGAACAGUCUCUCUUGGGUGGCUGAAGUCUUUGACAAUUCUUCAGACCUUCCUCUGUGACACAUCCUGAUAUAGAGGUCCUGGAUAUGAUUCACUACUCUUCAUUUCAUUGAAACAUUAGUCAGCCCAUCGUGUGUGUGUGUGUGUGUUUUUCCAGGGCCAGAAUGAUUUCCAGAAUGGUCUGGCUGUGGUGCGUAGCCCCCAGAGUGAGGCGGAGCAGCGUGAGAUAGAGAAUGAAUGCCUGGGCAUGGCUGUACUGGCCAUCACUCACUACGCUAUGACCAGAGAGAUUCCCCUGUCUACUGCCUCCAAUGAGAUCAGGUAGAGAUCUACACAGAUAUACACACACAACAUAGACACACACACAGCUAUACACACACUCACACACAACAUAGACACACACACAUAUAUACACACACUCACACACAACAUAGACACACACACAUAUAUACACACACUCACACACAACAUAGACACACACACAGAUAUACUGUAUAAUCUUUACACACAACAUAUACACACACACAUAUAUACUGUAUAAUCUCUACACACAACAUAGACACACACACAGAUAUACUGUAUAAUCUCUACACACAACAUAGACACACACACAUAUAUACACACACUCACACACAACAUAGACACACACACAGAUAUACUGUAUAAUCUCUACACACAACAUAGACACACACACCAAUAUACUGUAUAAUCUUUACACACAACAUAGACACACACACAGAUAUACUGUAUAAUCUUUACACACAACAUAGACACACACACAGUUAUACUGUAUAAUUUACACACAACAUAGACACCACACAGGUAUAUGUUAAUCUCACACACAACAUAGACACACCACACAGUAACUGUAUAACUUACACACAGAGGCACAAAGGAAAGGAGGACAAGCCCAAUCCGCCACGGCCGCCAGCGAGCGCCCCCGCACGAAGCCGCGUCCGCCCCGGGACACCCCGGGCCGCCCCAUACGCCGCGGGCCCCCCGCAGAACGCCCGCGGGCCGCCCGGCCGAAGCCCGGGGCCGCCCCGGGAAGACGCCCGGGGCCGCCCGGCACGACGCCCGCGGCGCCCGCAGACGCCCGGGGCCGCCCGGCAGACCCCGCGGGCCGCCCGGCAGACGCCGGGGCGCCGGAGACGCCCGGGGCCCCGGCAAGACGCCCGCGGCCCCGGCACGACGCCGCGGCCCCGGCAAGACCCCGCGGGCCCCCGGGACACGCCGGGUGGCGCCCGGCACUACUCCCUCUUCCUCCCUUCACGACUCCCUCUUUCCUCCCUUUCAAUACUCCCCUCUUGCCUCUCAAUUGGACUCCCUCUUCCUCCCUCACUACUCCCUCUCCUCCCUUCAAUACUCCCUCUUUCCUCCCUUCACUACUCCCUCUUUCCUCCCUUCAAUACUCCCUCUCUCCUCCAUCUCUACUCCCUCUCUCCUCCAUCUCUACUCCCUCUCUCUCCAGCUACAAGCGUUUCAUCCCGGAGAAACUGAACAGGCAAAUCAAGCAGCGCAACAUUCUCACCCGGCUCCGCAUCAACAACGUCUUCAAGAACUUCCUGAAUGAGUUCAACUGUCGCACUGUGCAGGACAGUAACAUCACACUGUACGACCUGAAGAUCAAGUACCUGUCCACCCUGGAAGGCCUGACCCGGGGCCUGGGGAGGGAGGUGCUGGAGCCCAGGGCCCUGGUAGUUACCCAGGAGGGAGAGACCAAUGGGUGGCUUAGCCACAGACCUGAGCCCUCCCUGGCCAUGGAGGUCCAGGUUACUGGCACCACAGGGAUAUCAUACAGGAGGAAGCCCCCUAAUGUGAGUGGUCACUGGGUCCUUUUUGAUGUUAAGGAGGUUGUGUGGGAUUUUAGUUGAGUUGGUGUGAGAUUUCUGGAGUGAGUUUGGAGGUUUUCAAAUGUUCUUGAGUGGUUUUGAGUGGGUGGAAUGUGGUAUUUGUGUGGGCGUGAUUUUGAGUUUGCUUGAGAAACGGUAUAUUACAGUGGGGGAAAAAAGUAUUUAGUCAGCCACCAAUUGUGCAAGUUCUCCCACUUAAAAAGAUGAGAGAGGCCUGUAAUUUUCAUCAUAGGUACACGUCAACUAUGACAGACAAAUUGAGAAAAGAAAUUCCAGAAAAUCACAUUGUAGGAUUUUUUAUGAAUUUAUUUGCAAAUUAUGGUGGAAAAUAAGUAUUUGGUCACCUACAAACAAGCAAGAUUUCUGGCUCUCACAGACCUGUAACUUCUUCUUUAAGAGGCUCCUCUGUCCUCCACUCGUUACCUGUAUUAAUGGCACCUGUUUGAACUUGUUAUCAGUAUAAAAGACACCUGUCCACAACCUCAAACAGUCACACUCCAAACUCCACCAUGGCCAAGACCAAAGAGCUGUCAAAGGACACCAGAAACAAAAUUGUAGACCUGCACCAGGCUGGGAAGACUGAAUCUGCAAUAGGUAAGCAGCUUGGUUUGAAGAAAUCAACUGUGGGAGCAAUUAUUAGGAAAUGGAAGACAUACAAGACCACUGAUAAUCUCCCUCGAUAUGGGGCUCCACACAAGAUCUCACCCCGUGAGGUCAAAAUGAUCACAAGAACGGUGAGCAGAAAUCCCAGAACCACACGGGGGGACCUAGUGAAUGACCUGCAGAGAGCUGGGACCAAAGUAACAAAGCCUACCAUCAGUAACACACUACGCCGCCAGGGACUCAAAUCCUGCAGUGCCAGACGUGUCCCCCUGCUUAAGCCAGUACAUGUCCAGGCCCGUCUGAAGUUUGCUAGAGUGCAUUUGGAUGAUCCAGAAGAGGAUUGGGAGAAUGUCAUAUGGUCAGAUGAAACCAAAAUAUAACUUUUUGGUAAAAACUCAACUCGUCGUGUUUGGAGGACAAAGAAUGCUGAGUUGCAUCCAAAGAACACCAUACCUACUGUGAAGCAUGGGGGUGGAAACAUCAUGCUUUGAGGCUGUUUUUCUGCAAAGGGACCAGGACGACUGAUCCGUGUAAAGGAAAGAAUGAAUGGGGCCAUGUAUCGUGAGAUUUUGAGUGAAAACCUCCUUCCAUCAGCAAGGGCAUUGAAGAUGAAACGUGGCUGGGUCUUUCAGCAUGACAAUGAUCCCAAACACACCGCCCGGGCAACGAAGGAGUGGCUUCGUAAGAAGCAUUUCAAGGUCCUGGAGUGGCCUAGCCAGUCUCCAGAUAUCAACCCCAUAGAAAAUCUUUGGAGGGAGUUAAAAUCCGUGUUGCCCAGCGACAGCCCCAAAACAUCACUGCUCUAGAGGAGAUCUGCAUGGAGGAAUGGGCCAAAAUACCAGCAACAGUGUGUGAAAACCUUGUGAAGACUUACAGAAAACGUUUGACCUGUGUCAUUGCCAACAAAGGGUAUAUAACAAAGUAUUGAGAAACUUUUGUUAUUGACCAAAUACUUAUUUUCCACCAUAAUUUGCAAAUAAAUUUAUUAUAAAUCCUACAAUGUGAUUUUCUGGAUUUUUUUUCCUCAUUUUGUCUGUCAUAGUUGACGUGUACCUAUGAUGAAAAUUACAGGCCUCUCUCAUCUUUUUAAGUGGGAGAACUUGCACAAUUGGUGGCUGACUAAAUACUUUUUUUCCCCACUGUAUCUCUGAAGUUGGAGUGAAUUUGGAAGGUAUUGAUGAAGUAUCUGAAUGUAUUUCUAAACUCAUCUAAGAGAAAUCUCUUUACAAUGUAUUUAUUAUUUCAUUGGCAAUAGAAUACCCUGACCCUGAAAGAGAAGAACAAGUCCAAAAAGAACAAGCUUGAGGGCAAACAGAACAAGCCCAAGAAGAAUGACGCCAGCGACAGCUGGGUUACAUUCUGUGACUUCCACGAGAUCACACACAUCGUCAUCAAAGAGUCCACAGUCACCAUCUUCAGACAGGAUAACAAGAAGAUGGUGAGAGACACACGCAUCUCUCCAAACACUACUUUAGCUCGGAUUAUGCAGGUGAUGUAGAUUAAGUAGUAACAGUAGCGUAUUAAUGAGUGAUUAAUGAACGUUGUCUCUACUGUACUGUCUCAGCUUCAGCCAGCCAGAGUUCAAAUGUCACCGGGCCUAACAGCCAGCCAACCUAGCCGAGGGACAAAUAAUCGGAUUAGUAGUCUGUGUUUAGAUUAGAUUAGAUUAGAUUAUCAUUAGACCUCUGUCCAGAAUAGAGCUAUGUACAGUGAGAAACGUGUACACUACCCGAGUGUGAACAAAACAGUACAAUAUGUUGGCCUAGCUCUGUGGGACUGAAAUGAUCACUAUGACUGCAUGGCAGGGCAUCACUGUGACUGCAUGGCAGGGCAUCACUGUGACUGCAUUCCAGGGCAUCACUGUGACUGCAUGGCAGGGCAUCACUGUGACUGCAUGCCAGGGCAUCACUGUGACUGCAUUCCAGGGCAUCACUGUGACUGCAUGGCAGGGCAUCACUGUGACUGCAUGCCAGGACAUCACUGUGACUGCAUGGCAGGGCAUCACUGUGACUGCAUGGCAGGGCAUCACUGUGACUGCAUGGCAGGGCAUCACUGUGACUGCAUGGCAGGGCAUCACUGUGACUGCAUGCCAGGGCAUCACUGUGACUGCAUUCCAGGGCAUCACUGUGACUGCAUGGCAGGGCAUCACUGUGACUGCAUGCCAGGGCAUCACUGUGACUGCAUGGCAGGGCAUCACUGUGACUGCAUGGCAGGGCAUCACUGUGACUGCAUGCCAGGGCAUCACUGUGACUGCAUUCCAGAGCAUCACUUUGACUGCAUGGCAGGGCAUCACUGUGACUGCAUGCCAGGGCAUCACUGUGACUGCAUGCCAGGGCAUCACUGUGACUGCAUUCCAGGGCAUCACUGUGACUGCAUGGCAGGGCAUCACUGUGACUGCAUGCCAGGGCAUCACUGUGACUGCAUGGCAGGGCAUCACUGUGACUGCAUGGCAGGGCAUCACUGUGACUGCAUGCCAGGGCAUCACUGUGACUGCAUGCCAGGGCAUCACUGUGACUGCAUGCCAGGGCAUCACUGUGACUGCAAGAGAAAGGCUACUGUUGCAUGUACAGUAGGUCUAGAUUAUUUAUGUGUUGAUCAGAAAUAUCAAAACAUUCUUUCAACAACUCUAAAGCAGUUGCCUUUCUAUGGCGCAGGAACCACUGACUCACUACCUUUUUCUAUAAUCAAGACACCUGCUGGUCAUUCUUAACUGGUUAGGACAGCUCAUGAGGUGUCCUAAAUAUCUGUCGACUAGGUGGGACUCUUAUGGCUACCCAUUUUUGUACCUAUAAGAGUCGGAGUAAAAUGGCUCUAGUCUCAGCACUUACAACCAGUUUCUACUGUGAGAUGCUUUGUGGAUACGGGCCCAGGACACUAAGGAAAGGAAACUUGUGGAGUGUUUUGGAACACAGACUAAGGCGUCAGCUAAUGGGGAUCUAAAUAAAGAAUCAAGAAUCAAAUGUAUUGAUUUAUAAAGUAUUUCUUACUAUUGUUUAAUUCUCCUAUUGUCCCACAGGAGGUGCAGCUGGAGUUUAAAGGGGAGGCGUUGGGGUUCGCUGCCCUGGUGGACGGGUACUUCCGUCUAACGGUAGAUGCCCACCACUACCUGUGUACAGAGGUGGCCCCUUCCUCUGUGGUGCAGAACCUACAGAACUGCUGUCAUGGACCUAUCUGGUCAGUACUCAGACACUCUCUCUCUCUCUGUCUCUCUCUCUCUCUCUCUCUCUCUCUCUCUCUCUCUCUCUCUCUCUCUCUCUCUCUCUGUGUGUCUCUCUGUCUCUCUCUCUCUCUGUCCAUCUCUCUCUCUCUGUCCGUCUCUCUCUCUCUCUGACUGUUUCUCUCUCUUUCUCUGACUGUUUCUCUCUCUCUCUCUGUCCGUCUCUCUCUCUCUGACUGUUUCUCUCUCUCUCUCUGACUGUUUCUCUCUCUCUCUCUCUGACUGUUUCUCUCUCUCUCUCUCUGACUGUUUCUCUCUCUCUCUGACUGUUUCUCUCUCUCUCUGACUUUCUCUCUCUCUCUGACUGUUUCUCUCUCUCUCUCUGACUGUUUCUCUCUCUCUCUCUCUGACUGUUUCUCUCUCUCUCUGACUGUUUCUCUCUCUCUCUGACUUUCUCUCUCUCUCUGACUGUUUCUCUCUCUCUGAAUGUUUCUCUCUCUCUCUCUCUCUGACUGUUUCUCUCUCUCUCUGACUGUUUCUCUCUCUCUCUCUCUCUGACUGUUUCUCUCUCUCAAUUCAAUUCAAUUCAAUUUCAAUUUAAGGGCUUUAUUGGCAUGGGAAACGUAUGUUAACAUUGCCAAAGCAAGUGAAGUAGAUAGUAAACAAAAGUGAAAUAAACAAUAAAUAUUAACAGGAAACAUUACACUCAGAAGUUCCAAAAUAAUAAAUACAUUUCAAAUGUCAUAUUAUGUAUAUAUACAGUGUUGUAACAAUGUGCAAAUAGUUAAAGUACAAAUGGGAAAAUAAAUAAACAUAAAUAUGGGUUGUAUUUACAAUGUUGUUUGUUCUUCACUGGUUGCCCUUUUCUUGUGCCAACAGGUCACAAAUAUUGCUGCUGUGAUUGCACACUGUGGUAUUUCACCCAGUAGAUAAGGGAGUUUAUUAAAAUUGGGUUUGUUUUCAAAUUCUUUGUGGAUCUCUGUAAUCUGAGGGAAAUAUGUGUCUCUAAUAUGGUCAUACAUUUGGCAAGAGGUUAGAAAGUGCAGCUCAGUUUCAACCUCAUUUUGUGGGCAGUGUGCACAUAGCCUGUCUUCUCUUGAGAGCCAGGUCUGCCUACGGCGGCCUUUCUCAAUAGCAAGGCUCUCUCUCUCGCAAUUCAAUUCAAUUCAACUCUCUCUCUCUCUGUCUCUCGCUGUAUCUCUCUGACUGUUUCUCUCUCUCUCUCUCGGACUAUUUCUCUCUCUGACUGUUUCUCUUUCUGACUGUUUCUCUCUCUCUGUCCGUCUGUCUCUCUCUGUCCGUCUGUCUCUCUCUGUCCGUCUGUCAGUCUCUCUCUGUCCGUCCGUCUGUCUCUCUCUCUCUCUCUGUCUCUCUCUCUCUCUCUCUCUCUCUCUUCUCUCUCUCUCUGUCUCUCUCUCUCUCUCUCUCUGUCUGUCUGUCUGUCUGUCUCUCUCUCUCUCUCUCUCUCUCUUUCUCCCUCUCUUUGUCUCUCUCUCUUUGUCUCUCUCUCUUUGUCUCUCUCUGUCCGUCUGUCAGUCUCUCUGUCCGUCCGUCUGUCUCUCUCUCUGUCUCUCUGUCUCUCUGUCUGUCUGUCUGUCUGUCUGUCUGUCUGUCUGUCUGUCUGUCUGUCUGUCUGUCUCUCUCUGUCUAUCUCUGUCUCUCUCUCUCUGUCUCUCUCUCUCUCUCUGACUGUUUCUCUCUCUCUCUCUCGCUGACUGUUUCUCUCUCUCUCUCUGACUGUUUCUCUCUCUGACUAUUUUUUUUUUCUCUCUCUCUCUCUGACUGUUUUUCUCUCUCUCUCUCUCUGACUGUUUCUCUCUCUUUCUCUGACUGUCUCUCUCAAUUCAAUUUCAAUUUAAGGGCUUUAUUGGCAUGGGAAACGUGUGUUAACAUUGCCAAAGCAAGUGAAGUAGAUAGUAAACAAAAGUGAAAUAAACAAUAAAUAUUAACAGGAAACAUUACACUCAGAAGUUCCAAAAUAAUAAAUACAUUUCAAAUGUCAUAUUAUGUAUAUAUACAGUGUUGUAACAAUGUGCAAAUAGUUAAAGUACAAAUGGGAAAAUAAAUAAACAUAAAUAUGGGUUGUAUUUACAAUGUUGUUUGUUCUUCACUGGUUGCCCUUUUCUUGUGCCAACAGGUCACAAAUAUUGCUGCUGUGAUUGCACACUGUGGUAUUUCACCCAGUAGAUAAGGGAGUUUAUUAAAAUUGGGUUUGUUUUCAAAUUCUUUGUGGAUCUCUGUAAUCUGAGGGAAAUAUGUGUCUCUAAUAUGGUCAUACAUUUGGCAAGAGGUUAGAAAGUGCAGCUCAGUUUCAACCUCAUUUUGUGGGCAGUGUGCACAUAGCCUGUCUUCUCUUGAGAGCCAGGUCUGCCUACGGCGGCCUUUCUCAAUAGCAAGGCUCUCUCUCUCGCAAUUCAAUUCAAUUCAACUCUCUCUCUCUCUGUCUCUCGCUGUAUCUCUCUGACUGUUUCUCUCUCUCUCUCUCGGACUAUUUCUCUCUCUGACUGUUUCUCUUUCUGACUGUUUCUCUCUCUCUGUCCGUCUGUCUCUCUCUGUCCGUCUGUCUCUCUCUGUCCGUCUGUCAGUCUCUCUCUGUCCGUCCGUCUGUCUCUCUCUCUCUCUCUGUCUCUCUCUCUCUCUCUCUCUAUCUCUUCUCUCUCUCUCUCUCUCUGUAUGUAUGUCUGUCUGUCUCUCUCUCUCUCUCUCUCUCUCUUUCUCCCUCUCUUUGUCUCUCUCUCUUUGUCUCUCUCUCUUUGUCUCUCUCUGUCCGUCUGUCAGUCUCUCUGUCCGUCCGUCUGUCUCUCUCUCUGUCUCUCUGUCUCUCUGUCUGUCUGUCUGUCUGUCUGUCUGUCUGUCUGUCUCUCUCUCUGUCUAUCUCUGUCUCUCUCUCUCUGUCUCUCUCUCUCUCUCUGACUGUUUCUCUCUCUCUCUCUCGCUGACUGUUUCUCUCUCUCUCUCUGACUGUUUCUCUCUCUGACUAUUUUUUUUUUUCUCUCUCUCUCUCUGACUGUUUUUCUCUCUCUCUCUCUCUGACUGUUUCUCUCUCUUUCUCUGACUGUCUCUCUCAAUUCAAUUUCAAUUUAAGGGCUUUAUUGGCAUGGGAAACGUGUGUUAACAUUGCCAAAGCAAGUGAAGUAGAUAGUAAACAAAAGUGAAAUAAACAAUAAAUAUUAACAGUAAACAUUACACUCAGAAGUUUCAAAAGAAUAAAGACAUUUCAAAUGUCAUAUUAUGUAUAUAUACAGUGUUGUAACAAUGUGCAAAUAGUUAAAGUACAAAUGGGAAAAUAAAUAAACAUAAAUAUGGGUUGUAUUUACAAUGUUGUUUGUUCUUCACUGGUUGCCCUUUUCUUGUGGCAACAGGUCACAAAUCUUGCAGCUGUGAUGGCACACUGUGGAUUUUCACCCAGUAGAUAAGGGAGUUUAUCAAAAUUGGGUUUGUUUUCAAAUUCUUUGUGGAUCGCUGUAAUCUGAGGGAAAUAUGUGUCUCUAAUAUGGUCAUACAUUUGGCAGGAGGUUAGGAAGUGCAGCUCAGUUUCCACCUCAUUUUGUGGGCAGUGUGCACAUAGCCUGUCUUCUCUUGAGAGCCAGGUCUGCCUACGGCGGCCUUUCUCAAUAGUCUGUACAUAGUCAAAGCUUUCCUUAAGUUUGGGUCAGCCACAGUGGUCAGGUAUUCUGCCACUGUGUACUCUCUGUUUAGGGCCAAAUAGCAUUCUAGUUUGCUCAGUUUUUUUGUUUGUUCUUUCCAAUGUGUCAAGUAAUUCUCUUUUUGUUUUCUCAUGAUUUGGUUGGGUCUAAUUGUGUUGUUGUUGUUGUUGUCCUGGGGCUGUGUGGGGUCUGUUUGUGUUUGUAAACAGAGCCCCAGGACAAGCUUACUUAGGGGACUCUUCUCCAAGUUCAUCUCUCUGUAGGUGAUGGCUUUGUUAUGGAAGGUUUGGGAAUCGCUUCCUUUUAAGUGGUUAUAGAAUUUAACGGCUCUUUUCUGGAUUUUGAUAAUUAGCGGGUAUUGGCCUAAUUCUGCUCUGCAUGCAUUAUUUGGUGUUUUACGUUGUACACGGAGGAUGUUUUUUUUUUUUUUUGUGAAUUCUUGGUUGGUGAGUGGACCCCAGACCUCAGAACCAUAAAGGGCAAUGGGUUCUAUAACUGAUUCAAGUAUUUUUAGCCAGAUCCUAAUUGGUAUGUCAAAUUUUAUGUUCCUUUUGAUGGCAUAGAAGGCCCUUCUUGCCUUGUCUCUCAGAUCGUUCACAGCUUUGUGGAAGUUACCUGUGGCGCUGAUGUUUAGGCCGAGGUAUGUAUCGUUUUUUGUGUGAUCUAGUGCAACGGUGUCUAGAUGGAAUUUGUAUUUGUGGUCCUGGCAACUGGACCUUUUUUGGAACACCAUUAUUUUUGUCUUACUGAGAUUUACUGUCAGGGCCCAGGUCUGACAGAAUCUGUGCAGAAGAUCUAGGUGCUGCUGUAGGCCCUCCUUGGUUGGUGACAGAAGCACCAGAUCAUCAGCAAACAGAAGACAUUUUACUUCAGAUUCUAGUAGGGUGAGGCCGGGUGCUGCAGACUGUUCUAGUGCCCUCGCCAAUUCGUUGAUAUAUAUGUUGAAGAGGGUGGGGCUUAAACUGCAUCCCUGUCUCACCCCACGGCCCUGUGGAAAGAAAUGUGUGUGUUUUUUGCCAAUUUUAACCGCACACUUGUUGUUUGUGUACAUGGAUUUUAUAAUGUCGUAUGUUUUUCCCCCAACCCCACUUUCCAUCAAUUUGAAUAGCAGACCCUCAUGCCAAAUUGAGUCAAAAGCUUUUUUGAAAUCAACAAAGCAUGAGAAGACUUUGUUUUGGUUUGUUUGUUUGUCAAUUAGGGUGUGCAGGGUGAAUACGUGGUCUGUCGUACGGUAAUUUGGUAAAAAGCCAAUUUGACAUUUGCUCAGUACAUUGUUUUCACUGAGGAAAUGAACUAGUCUGCUGUUAAUGAUAAUGCAGAGGAUUUUCCCAAGAUUGCUGUUGACGCAUAUCCCACGGUAGUUAUUGGGGUCAAAUUUGUCUCCACUUUUGUGGAUUGGGGUGAUCAGUCCUUGGUUCCAAAUAUUGGGGAAAAUAUCUCUCUCUCUCUGUCUCUGUCUCUCUCUCUCUCUCUCUCUCUCUCUCUCUCUCUCUCUGUCUCUCUGUCUCUCUGUCUCUGUCUCUGUCUCUCUCUGUCUCUGUCUCUGUCUCUCUCUCGGUCUCUCUCUCUCUCUCUCUCUCUCUCUCUCUCUCUCUCUCUCUCUCUGUCUCUCUGCUGUCUCUCUGUCUCUGUCUCUGUCUCUCUCUCUCUCUGUCUCUCUCUCUCUCUGUCUCUGUCUCUCUCCCUGUCUCUGUUUCUGUCUGUCUUUCUCUGUCUAUCUCUUUCUGGCUUUUGUUUUCUCUCUUCAUUCCCAUCUUUAUCUUCUAUCUCUCUACUACCUUUCUUCUUGUCCUUCUACCUUUCUCUAUCUGUUUCAUUUCUCUUAAUCUAGUGUUGAGUUUAGUGUUUUUGACUGUUGGUUCUGUUUGUCCCUCCUACAGUACGGAGUAUGCCAUCCAGAAGCUUCGUCAGGAGGGCAACGAGGAGGGAACCUACGUCCUGCGCUGGUCCUGUACUGACUACCAUUACAUCAUCAUGACCGUGGUCUGCAGCGAGGUAACACACACACACACACACACACACAAAUACACACUCUGAAAACUAGGGCUGGGACGAUACCAGUAUCACAAUACUCGUUAGUAUUGUGGCAAGGAAAUAUAAAACGAUGUGGAUUUAACUUCUUUAGGAAAAUGGCUCUAAUGUUGCAAACAAACAUCAUUAUGUUGUCAUCCAUAGUCACAUUUAUUUAUUUUCCAAGUUAUAGCACACAAUAUUUUACUAACAGCAGGUUCUUAAAGGACCAAAGUGUAUGGUCUGUUUCGUGUUUUCAUUUGUUGCCAUGGAAAAAAUAUUGCGAUACUGGUAUCGACACAGCCCUACUAAGAACACAAACAAUGUAUUUUUGCAGGCAGGGAGAGUGGGGUGGAAAUUACUGAAGUGGGCGACGUGGAACAAGUGGAGAAGUUCGAUAAAACGCCAAAGUUCAGAGUUCACAGAUCAUCACACAAGGAAGUGACUAGGAGCUGUCUUAUGAACAGUUAUAACUCAGAUGAUACCAAAACAUGACACACACACACACUCAUUGUUUGACUGUUUCGUUUUUAUCUGAUAAAGAGUACUGAGAACAAUAAUGAUGAUAUAAGAGCAAUAAGGAAGUCCUUUUCAGACAAUGUGUGGUUACUGUCAAAACAAGCACAUACCAGGUGACACACCAGAUCAGAGUACAUUUUGAGCGUAACCUGGUGGUCUGGUCUGGUGUAUGUAUCACAUUACAGUACCAUGGUAAGGUGAGAUGAACUCCAUUAGUAACACUGAAUGAGCAGCCUCAUAUGCAUGCAUGAGACAUGGUCAAACAUGGGCUCGCAGUGUGUGUGUGUGUGUGUGUGUGUGUGUGUGUGUGUGUGUGUGUGUGUGUGUGUGUGUGUGUAUGAGAGAGAGAAACAGAGUAUGUGAGUGUGUUCUUGUUUGGGGCAUCCAUUCUCAAUGAAAUGAAUUCAGUACCAGCUGAACUCUUGUGUGGUUGUUCUAACAUAUUUCCCUCUUUCACUACCAGCUGAACUCUUGUGUGGUUGUUCUAACAUAUUUCCCUCUUUCACUCCCUCUCUCCCUCAAAUUUUCUUCUCCUUUCUUUUGAUGCCUUCAAUCUGACCACUCGCCUCUCCUUAUGUCUCUCCCCCCUCUCCCUCUUCCCCUAUCUCCAUCCCUCCAUCCCCCUCUCUGUCUUCAGUUGGAUCUGUGUGAGUCGAGACAGGUGCGUCAGUAUAAGAACUUCCAGAUCGAGGUGGGUUCAGAGGGUUUCCGUCUCUACGGGACAGAGACCUACAGGUCAUCUCUCAGAGAGCUGCUAGAACACCUGUCUGGACAGAACCUCCGUACGGAUAACCUCCGCUUCCAGCUCAGCCGCUGCUGCCCCCCACAGCCCAGAGGUAGGGGGAGAGAGACACACACAUACAGUACACACACAAACACACACACCCACAUACACACACACACACACGUACACACACCUGCACGUACACUGUGUCUCAUACUAUUGGUCAGUAUGAAAGUCUCACUUCAGCUUUUAGUAUUUUUAUUUCAGCCCCUCAGAAUGUCACGCUGCCCUUUGUAUACAUGUCAAACACACACAAUCACACACAUUGGCUUAAACCCUCAGUGUGAUUUGGCUCUGGUCAGCUGAAAGGAUGUUCCUUUUAAAGCCUGUUUACACGAUGAGUUCUAGUUUCUCUUAGCGACACUGCCUCACCAUGGUAACCACUCGCUUAACCCUCUCAGUACCUCAGCUCUGUUUGUAGCUGUGUGCAUCCGUGUGUGGAUGUGGCUAUGUGUUUUUGCAAUUGUAUGUGUACACUGUAAAACCAAGUGUUUAGGAUCUGAACACAUAACUAAACACUUUCCUGUAACACUUUUUAAACGCGUUAAGGCAUUUAGAAUUUCAAUGAAAACGCGUCACAGUGUUACGAUUGUAAACACCAGAACAUGUUUAUUCGCUGUAACACUUUUUAAACACAUGGGCACAUUUAUUCAGCACAAGGCGUUUAGGUUUUAAACACUAACACUGGGGGUGUUGUUUUAACACUGUAGGGUGUAAAGCUGUAUUUGCAUAUUUCCCAGCAUGCCUUUUGAGUGAAUGUGAGUGAUAACCACCCAUGACUGUGUUUGUUAGUGACAGACAUGGUUGUUGCAUUCAAUAACUUAUAUUCCUCAAGCUUUCACCAAGUGACUGCCUAAGGGAAUGUGUUUCAAUUUAUAUUAAACCCUUUAUGACCACAUAUUAUACAUGUCAUAAGGCCUUUAGUUAUGGCCUAGUUAUUCUCGACAUUGUGGUCUGAAAAUCCUGGCUCAUGGGCGACAUCAGACCUGCAAGUCACAAUACGCUGGUUUGUGAAGUGAUUAGUAAUUCCUAUCGGAAUCCAGCCAGAUAGUAUUUUAUCACCCACAACCUGCACUCAGAAGGACUGCUAUGAUGAAGGACUUGACAAACAAGACUACCUAAACUGGAAAAACUAUCUCAGUAACGGGUGCAAUAAAUCCAACCCCUUACAGACUGUAUUAGUUUAGAAAAAUUUAAUUGAUUUAUCUUUGUGUAGUAUAAGAUCAAUUAAUUAAUCAAUGUGCAUGAGGAAACAUAGAUAUUAAAACAAACUAUUGUAAAAAAAAAAAAAAUCAACCUCCAACAAAGCAUGUUGGGAAAUAUGUUAACAGAAAUGAACUCAACACAGUUGAGUAACAAACAUUUAAAAGAUUUAUUGAAUCAAAUGUCCUGUUUAGUUGUGCUGAAAUGUAGGUAAGCUGACAGACAUUCCUAACACUGAUCUGAAUAAAAGGCAUGGAAAGUCACAUCAAUAUCGAAUGACUAAAUGCACUUUAAACAAGACGAUAGGAAAGGAAAAUCUGUCACGACCGUCUAUGAAGUAGGACCAAAGCGCAGCGUUGGUAGCGAACAUAUUGACUUUAAUGAAAUACACGAGAAUACAAAACAAAACACGAUCAUGAAGUCCUCAGUGACAACGACUGAACAUAGAACAAAAACCCACAAACACAAGGUGAAAACACACAGUUUAAAUAUGGCUCCCAAUCAGAGAUAACGAGCCGACAGCUGACACUCGUUACCUCCGAUUGGGAGUCAUUUGACCAAACACAACCAAUGACAAACCAACCAAACAAAACACAACCAAAACGAACACACCCUGGCUCAAAAUACAAAGUCCCGGAGCCAGAGCGUGACAGUACCCCCCCCUAAAGGCGCGGACUGCGACCGCGCCUCAAAACCCCAAAACAGGGGAGGGCUGGGUGGGCAUUACUCCUCGGAGGCGGCUCCGGUUCCGGGCUUGACCCCCACCCUUCUUCAAUCCCCCCGUAGCGCCCCCGGUCCGAUCUGACCCAGCUGGUAGGAUCUGGACUGACGACGCGCACCCCUGGCUUGGCGCGUGAGGCAGGAACGGACCGGACCUGGCUGACGAUACGCACCCUAGGCUUGAUGCGUGGAGCCGGAACGGGCCUCACCAAGCUGACGACUCGCAUCCCUGGCUUGGUGCGAGUAGCAGGAAUGGGCUGGAUCAGGCUGACGGCUCGCACCCUUGGCUUGGUGCGAGUAGCAGGGACGAGCUGAACCCGGCUGACGACUCGCACCCUUGGCUUGGUGCGAGUAGCAGGAACGGGCUGGACCAGGCUGACGACUCACAUCCCUGGUUUGGUGCGAGUAGCAGGAACGGGCUGAACCAGGCUGACGACUCGCACCGUAGGUUUGGUGCGAGUGGCAGGAACAGGCCGGGUCGGCCUGGCGACGCACACCGUAGGCUUUGCGCGUGGAACAGGAACAGGCCGGGCUGGGCUGGCGACGCACACCGUAGGCUUUGCGCGUGGAACAGGAACAGGCCGGGCUGGGCUGGCGACGCACACCGUAGGCUUAGUGCGAGGAGCAGGAACAGGCCGGGCUGGGCUGGCGACGCGCACCACAGACUCGGUGCGGAGCGCAGGAACGGGCCGGGCUGGGCUGUCGACGCACACCGUAGGUUUGGAGCGGGGAGCAGGAAUAGACCGGACCGUACUGGGGACACACACCACUGGCUCUACACCGGGAUCUGGAACGGGCCGGACCGGACUGGCAACACCCGCCAGUACCUCUCGCCGUGCCUCUACGCCUUCCAUCCCCUCUUCUACCAGUGGCCCCCGUAACCUGGCGGCCUCCUCUGCGACCCCGCUGGACCGCUCCAUAGCGGCCUCCUGCUGCCCCGAUGUCGUGAGCCCCCCCCUAAAAAUUUUCUGGGGUUCUCUCCUCCCCGUGGACCAGGCCUCUAUAGUCCUCUCCCAACCUUCGCUCUUCUGUCUCCACCACUCGUCAUCCAACUCCUGGAAACGCUGCUUGGUCUCGUUGUGGUGGGUUUUUCUGUCACGACCGUCUAUGAAGUAGGACCAAAGCGCAGCGUUGGUAGCGAACAUAUUGACUUUAAUGAAAUACACGAGAAUACAAAACAAAACACGAUCAUGAAGUCCUCAGUGACAACGACUGAACAUAGAACAAAAACCCACAAACACAAGGUGAAAACACACAGUUUAAAUAUGGCUCCCAAUCAGAGAUAACGAGCCGACAGCUGACACUCGUUACCUCCGAUUGGGAGUCAUUUGACCAAACACAACCAAUGACAAACCAACCAAACAAAACACAACCAAAACGAACACACCCUGGCUCAAAAUACAAAGUCCCGGAGCCAGAGCGUGACAAAAUCUGAACACUUAGGAGAUAUAGCUGUUCUCCUGGUUGGAAACUGAAAGAAAAAAGCUGACUAACAUGUUUAAUCUUGCAUUGUAAAUGCCGUUUUUUUGGUUUGUUUAGGUUAUAAACUUGUCAAAUGUUUUCAUUGUUUUACAGUGCGUGGGUGCGUGUGUGUGGGUGUAAGAUGGAGGGAAGGAGGGACAGUAUCUAUGUGUGGGUGUUUUUGCAAUUGUAUGUGUCUGUGUGCGUGCAUGUACUGUGUGUCUGUGUGCGUGCAUGUACUGUGUGUCUGUGAGCACCCUGUCCUGUUUAUCCUCUCUCUCUCUCUGUGUGUGUGUGUGUGUGUGUGUGUGUGUGUGUGUGUGUGUGUGUGUGUGCGUCAGGAGAAGGAAGACGGAGUAAUACUGUGGUUUCCACAGCACAGCUCUCCUCUGUUUACAGCAGACAGGUGUGGGAGGUGGAAGCGUGUGUUUUUAUUAGGGGUGUAAUGGUAGGGGUGUUCGGUACGGGGACCUCGGUUCGGUCUGCACUGUGAACCCGAAUGAAUACACCUAUAAACAUGCACCUGCGUAGAUCUAGGCACAUAAACAGUGUAGAGGCCUUAAGCAAACCAAAGCCGAAGUUGAGGGGCCUUUGUGAGUCAAAUCUGCAGUAAAACUGGUUUAGUUUAUUUGGCAGUGAGGGGUCGUUUGCCGUCGGGGGAGCUUUUAGUUUGUAGUUGGUCAUUUGUUUUAGUCCUUUCCAGACAGACGAGCAGUCGUUGCUGGAGAACUGCUGCUCUAGCCUGAGUUUGUACCUCUGUUUGGCUGCCUUAAUUCCUGAGUGUAGCUUUUUCUUGGCAAUCUAUUAAUGUGGUUUUGAACUUGUUUACAAGCAUAAUAGUUGUACUUUUAAUUUAUGGUUGACACAGCUUGAUGGCCAUUAGUCAAUCAACGUUUCUCAACGAGUUCAAAUCACAUGAAUGAAUCCAACUGGUAUUUACGACUUCACAACUGGUACAUUCCCACCUCCCACAUGGUUAUAAACGCAGCAUCAGAGUGGAAACUUGAGAGGCCCAACAUAACAAUCCAGUCAGAACAGACAAUGCAAGGAACAUUGAGAAUGCUGAACAUUGUAAAUUACAAUUCAUUUUCCCACUGUACCGAACCGAACCCUGACCCCAAAACCGCAAUACGUACUGUACUGUGAUUUUGUGAACUGUUAGGAGAACUGUUACACCCCUAGUUUUUAUGUUGUUGUGUGUGUGCGUCUGUUCACAUUUUCGGUUUUACUAUCCUUAUGGGGACCAGAAGUCCUCACAAGGAUGGUAAAACAAGGAAUAUUCACACAAGUGCUGACAUUUCGCCGGUCCCCACAAGGAAAAAGGCAAUUUUAGGCUUAGCGGCUAGGGUUAGGGUUAGAAUUGGGGUUAGGAGUUAGGUUAGGGUUUGGGGUUAGGGUUAGGGUUAGGGUUAAAGUUGGGGUUAGGGAAAAUAGGAUUUUGAAUGGGAAUCAAUUGUUUGGUCCCCACAAGGAUAGUAAAACAAACAUAUGUGUGUGUGUUGACAACCACAGAGAGUUGUUAUUGUCAGAACAUCACUUCCUCCUCUCCACCCAGCCACACCUGCGGGGGCGUUCAAACUCCACACACGCACCUACGUGCAUAUACUCAUCUGUACUACUCACAUACAUUUAUGCUUACGCAAGCAGACACACUUGUUGUUUUCAAGCCGAACACCAGCCCCCCCCCUUUGUUCAUUCUUUACCAACUGAUAGGGAGACUGGUGUCUGUGUUGCAGAAGCCUGGGUGGUGUUCAUUAGGCACCAAAACUGAAAACUUUUAAAGGUUCAAUGCAGUUGUUUUUAUCUCCAAAAAUUAAGUACCUUAUUGUGAUUGUUUAAAAAAAAAAGACACAAAAAAUAGCUUCUUAGCAAAUAGCAAUUUCUCAGGCAAGAAUUUUGCUAGGACUGUCUGGGAGUGGUCUGAAUGGGGAGGGGAAAACUGAACAUUUACUGUUGUUGGCAGAGCGGUUUGGAACUCUCUUUGUUAUUGAUCUAUUAACUAAAGGGACAUUUCUAUUUUUUUCAACUACAUAUUCAUUAUCUCUAGCACCACCCCAACAUCAACAUAUGUGUAAUGGCGCAUUUCUAUGUUUUGUAGAAAAAAAAGAUAGAGGAAGAUAAGUGUUUCCAAUGACAUCAUUAAGCAAUUAGUAGACAAUUGGUAGGCAAUGCCUCCUCAUAAUUUGUUAAAAUCACAUGAUGCACACCGAUGAUGUCAUUGGAAACACUUCCUCUAUCUUUUUUUACUACAAAACAUAGAAACGCACCAUUUUCACAUACACUACAUGACCAAAAGUAUGUGGACACCUGCUGAACAUCUCAUUCCAAAAUCAACAUGACUGGUCUGCACAGAGCCCUGACUGGAACUCGGUACUGAGUGUUGCAACCGAGGACAGACGAUUUUUACGCGCUAUGCACUUCAGCACUCGGCGGUCCCGUUCUGUGAGCUUGUGUGGCUUACUACUUCACGGCUGAGCCGUUGUUGUUCCUAGACAUUUCCACUUCACAAUAACAGCACUUACAGUUGACAGGGGCAGCUCUAGCAGGGCAGAAAUGUGUCGAACUGACUUGUUGGAAAGGUGGCAUCCUGUGACGGUGCCACGUUGAAAGUCACUGAGCUCUUCAGUAAGGCCAUUCUACUGCCAAUGUUUGUCUAUGGAGAUUGCAUGGCUGUGUGCUCGAUUUUAUAUACCUGUCAGCAACGGGUGUGGCUGAAAUAGCCAAAUCCACUAAUUUGAAGGGGUGUCCACAUACACUAUACACUAUAUAUACAAAAGUAUGUUGAUGUUGGGUUGGUUCUGGAGAUGAUGAAUAUGAAGUUUGUCAGAAGGUGUGCUGUGAAGGUGUGGUGCAGGAAUCAAGCGCAGGACGCAGGAACUUAGUCCAAUAGACUUUAGUGAACCAAAACUCAAAACGAGUCAAAAGAGCUUGGAUACGAGCGAUUACGCACACAGGCGUAAAAUCAAACAAAAUAACAAAAACGCACAAACACGUGCGAGAACCUCUCCAACACAGAGGAGAGAACGAAGCACAGACAUACACGACAGCAAGUUCAAUCACACACAACACAUGACAAACACAACGAGAACUUAUAGGACAAUAAUGAACGCUAAACGAUAACAGGUGUACAACAUCAAGACAAAACCAAACGAACAUCGAAACAUACAACGGUGGCAGCUAGUACUCCGGAGACGACGACCGCCGAAGCCUGCCCGAGCAAGGAAGAGAGGCAGCCUCGGCCGAAACCGUGACAAAGUUGAAAAUGUUUUCCCUUUAACUCAUUUACCACACGGCAAUGUCACCAUGGAAGGCCAAAACUCCAUCCCACCAAAACAGACAUUUCAGGAGGUCUUUUCAAACAGCUCUUAAAAGGGUAUUAUCCUAAUUUUCACAAUUUCACAGUAUUUUUACAACCUCAUAGUGUGGAAAUAUAUAUAAAACACAGGAAAAUCGUUUUGGACUGCACUGGGCAUUGAAAAUGUUUUUCAUGUUGUUGCAUGCCCUGAUGAAUGUAACCCUGGUGUGUGUUGCACUGGCUAAUGUGGAGUGUGUGUGUGUGUGUGUGUGUUGCACUGGCUAAUAUGGGAUGUAUGUGUGUGUGUGUGUGUUGCACUGGCUAAUAUGGGAUGUAUGUGUGUGUGUUUCAGAGGUGUCCAACCUGCUGGUGGUAACUAAGGACAGAGUGCUGAUCCCCCAGACACCCCUGCAGGAGAGUCAACUCAGCUUCCACAGGAUCCUCAAGGAGGAGAUCAUACAGGUGCAGUAUCACACAUACUCUACACACACUGCUACACACACUGCUACACACACUCUACACACACUCUACACACACUGCUACACACACUGCUACACACACUCUACACACACUUCUACACACACUCUACACACACUCUACACACACUGCUACACACACUGCUACACACACUGCUACACACACUGCUACACACACUGCUACACACACUACACACACUCUACACACACUGCUACACACACUCUACACACACUACACACACUGCUACACACACUCCACACACACACACUGCUACACAUAAUCUACACACACUCUACAUACACUCUACACACACUGCUACACACACUCUACACACACUGCUACACACACUCUACACACACUACACACACUGCUACACACACUGCUACAUACACUCUACACACACACACUCUACACACACUCUACACACACUCCACACACACACACUGCUACACAUACUCUACACACACUCUACAUACACUCUACACACACUGCUACACACACUCUACACACACUACACACACUGCUACACACACUGCUACAUACACUCUACACACACACACUCUACACACACUCUACACACACUCUACACACACUACACACACUGCUACACACACUGCUACAUACACUCUACACACACACACUCUACACACACUCUACACACACUCUACACACACUCCACACACACUCUACACACACUCUACACACACACACACUGCUACACACUGCUACACACACUGCUACACACAUUCUGCUACACACACUGCUACACAAACUCUACACACACACUCUACACAAACACACACUCUGCUACACACACUGCUACACACACAAACAGUACCCUUCCAGUACCUCUCAGUCACAUCCAUCCAUCCAUCGGCUGAAAGAGACUUUGUCAAUCUUUUCUUUUCAAGCCACAAUCUUUACUUUUCUAAAACACUUUCUAGUGUUUUCUUACUGGUGCUUGUCACCAGUGUGUAUUUAUGAUGUGUGUAUCUGUUCCUCCUGUCUCUAUCAGGGAGAGCACCUGGGUCUGGGUACCCGGACCAACAUCUAUGCUGGAGUACUGAAGGUGAAGAGUGAGGAGGAUGCAGGAUACUAUUCCUCUCAGGAGCUCAAAGUAGUUCUGAAGGUGUUGGGGUCUGGACACAGAGACAUCUCCCUGGUAAGACACACUUACACUAUCUACAUCAUGGGAUUCUUUUAAGGACUCCCUCAAGAAGAGUGAAGAAGGCACAGUGAUGCCGAAACGUUGGUGUUUUACCCAAUAAAGGACUGGGAGUUUAUAUAUGGAGUGUGGACUCUCUUUAUUUGUUUUUAUAGCUUACAGUUUACUUGUCGUUAGUCAGCACCUCUACACUAAGUGAUGUUCUCUGGGUGUGCUCUAGCUCAUGCUUUUUAUUAGACUGUGUCAGUAUUUUGCCACGUUCCAUAUUAGCUAACUCUGACUCUCUCUCCCCCUCUCUCUCCCUCUCUUUUCUCUCUCUCUCCUGUCUCUUCUUAUGUCUCUCGCUCUCUCUCUCUCUCUCCUGUCUCUACCUAUGUCUCUCGCUCUCUCUCUCUCUCUCUCUCUCUCUCUCUCUCUCCUUUUCUUCCCUCUUUCCUCCUCUCUCUCAAUCUCCUCUCUACCAACGCUUCACUCCAUCUCUCUCAUCUCUCAUCAAUCUCAUCGUCAAUCAUCGGGAGUCAAUGCGUCUGCGUCAAUCUGCUACUCUCUCUCUCUACCUCUCCUUUUUUUUGCUCUCUCAGGACAUCAUUCUCUCCUGUCCCUCUAUUUUUCUCUGUCUCUCCCCAGGCCUUCUUUGAGACAGCCAGUAUGAUGCGGCAGGUCUCCCAUAAGCACAUCGCCCUGCUCUAUGGAGUCUGUGUACGCCACCUUGAGAGUGAGUGUACGCACGCACACGCACACACACACACACACACACACACACACACACACACACACCACACACACACCAUACACACACACACACACACACUCACACGCUCGACACACACCACACACACACACACACCACACACGCAUACACCACCACACACACACACGCCACACCCCACACACACACACACACACACAACACACACACACACACAGUAUCCUACAUGACCCCUCUAAACUUCUCUUCAUUGAUUAGUGUAAGCAGUGUUCAUACAGGACAUAUACUACAGUAUUUCAGUAGCAGAUCAGGAGAUAUGAUAGGACUUGCCAUUAUUUGCAAAUAAUGAAUUCCCCAUGAGCUGUUGACUCAGUAUUGAAUAGUACGUUGACAUAGGCUGAAUCUCAAACCGACCACCUCGAGCACCUCGAGCACUCGAUAAAGGACUUAUGGGCCAAGCGUUGGGUUUGAGAUUCAGCUACAGUGAGGGAAAAAAGUAUUUGAUCACCUGCUGAUUUUGUACGUUUGCCCACUGACAAAGACAUGAUCAGUCUAUGCAUGUGUGCACAUGUUAUGUGUGUGUGGGCGUAUGUAGUGUGUGUGUGUGUGUUUGUUGGGGUGUCAGUGUAUGUAUGUGUGAGUGUCUGGGUAGAGUCCAGUUUGUGUGCAUAGAGUCAGUGCAAGAGAGUUAGUGCAAAAAAGGGUCAAUGCAGGUAGCCAUUUGAUUAACUAUUUAGCAGUCUGGUUUAGCAGUCUUAGGGCUUGGGGGUAGAAGCUGUUCAGGGUCCUGUUGGUUCCAGACUGGUGCAUUGGUAACGCUUGCCAUGCGGUAGCAGAGAGAACAGUAUGGCUUGAGUGGCUGGAGUCUUUGACAAUUUUUUGGGCCUUCCUAUGACACCGACUGAUAGAGAUGUCCUGGAUGGCAGGGAGCUCGGCCCCAGUGAUGUACUGGGCUGUACUCACCACUCUCUGUAGCGCCUUGCGUUCGGGUGCCUUGCAGUUGCCGUACCAAGCGGUGAUGCAACCAGUCAAGAUGCUCUCAAUGGUGCAGCUGUAUAUUUUUAGGCUGCCUCAUCGUUGUCAGUGAUGAGUCCUACCACCGCCGUGUCGUCAGCAAACUUGAUAAAGGUGUUGGAGGCGUGCGUGGCCUUGAAGUCGUGCGUGAACAGGGAGUACGGGAAGGGACUAAGCACACACCCCUGAGGGGCCCCUGUGUUGAUGGUCAACAUGGUGGAUGUGUUAUUACCUACCCUAACUGCCUGGGGGUGGCCCGUCAGGAAGUCCAGGAUCCAUUUGCAGAGGGAGGUGUUCAGUCCCAGGGUCCUGAGAGCAGUAUGGUGUUGAAUGCUGAGCUGUAGUCAAUUAACAGCAUUCAUACAUACUGUAGGUACAGUACAUUCAGAAAGUAUUCAGACCCCUUCACUUUUUCCACAUUUUGUUACGUUACAGCCUUAUUCUAAAAUUGAUUAAAUAAAUGUUUUUCCUCAUCAAUCUACACACAAUACUCCAUAAUGACAAAGCGGAAAACAGGUUUUUAGUCAUUUUUGCAAAUAUAUUAAAUAAAAAACAGAAAUACCUUAUUUACAUAAGUAUUCAGACCCUUUGCUAUGAGACUCAACAUUGAGCUCAGGUGCAUCCUGUUUCCCUUGAUCAUCCUACAUUCAAUUGAUUGGACAUGAUUUGGAAAGGCAUACACCUGUCUAUAUAAGGUCCCACAGUUGACGGUGCAUGUCAGAGCAAAAACCAAGCCAUGAGGUUGAAGGAAUUGUCCGUAGAGCUCUGAGACAGGAUUGUGUCAAGGCACAGAUCUGGGGAAGGGUACCAAAAAAUGUCUGCAGCAUUGAAGGUCCCCAAGAACACAGUGGCCUCCAUCAUUCUUAAAUGGAAGAAGUUUGGAACCACCAAGACUUCCUAGAGCUGGCCGCCCAGCAAAACUGAGCAAUCCGGAGAGAAGGGCCUUGGUCAGGAAGGUGACCAAAAGUUCCUCUGUGGAGAUGGGAGAAACUUCCAGAAGGACAGCCAUGUCUGCAGCACUCCUUUAUGGUAGAGUGGCCAGACAGAAGCCACUCCUCAGUAAAAGGCACAUGACAGCCCGCUUGGAGUUUGCCAAAAGGCACCUAAAGGACUCUCAGACCAUGAGAAACAAGAUUCUCUGGUCUGAUGAAACCAAGAUUGAACUCUUUGGCCUGAAUGCCAAGCGUCACGUCUGGAGGAAACCUGGCACCAUCCCUACAGUGAAGCACGGUGGUGGCAGCAUCAUGCUGUGGGAAUGUUUUUCAGCUGCAGGGACUGGGAGACUAUUCAGGGUCGAGGGUAAGAUGAACGGAGCAAAGUACAGAGAGAUCCUUUAUGAAAACCUGCUCCAGAGCACUCAGGACCUCAGACUGGGGCGACGGUUCACCUUCCAACAGGACAACGACCCUAAGCACACAGCCAAGACAACGCAGGAGUGACUUCGGGACAAGUCUCUGAAUGUCCUUGAGUGGCCCAGCCAGGUCCCGGUCUUGAACCCGAUCUAACAUCUCUGGAGAGAUCUGAAAAUAGCUUGAGAGGAUCUGCAGAGACGAAUGGGAGAAACUCCCCAAAUACAGGUGUGCCAAGCUUGAAGCAUCAUAUCCAAGAAGACUCACAGCUGUAAUCGCUGCCAAAGGUGCUUCAACAAAGUACUGAGUAAAUGGUCUGAAUACUUAUGUAAUGUGAUAUUAAAGUUUUUUUUAAAUAUAUAUUUGCACACAAAAAAUAAAACCAGUUUUUGCUUUGUCAUCAUGGGGUAUUGUGUGUAGAUUGAUAAGGAGAAAAAAACUGUUAAUCCAUUUUAGAAUAAGGCUGUAAUGUAGCAAAAUGUGGAAAAAGUCAAGGGGUCUGAAUACUUUCCGAAUGUACUGUAUUCCCUUUGUUCAGGUGGGUGAGGGCAGUGUGGAGUGCAAUAGAGAUUGCGUCAUCUGUGGAUCUGUUGGGGUGGUAUGCAAAUUGGAGUUUGUCCAGGGUGUCUGGGAUGAUGGUGUUUCAUGGCUAUAGAUGUGAGUGAUACAGGGAAAUGGUCAUUUAGGCAGGUUACUUUGGCGUUCUUGAGUACAGGGACUAUGGUGGUCUGCUUGAAACAAGUUGGUAUUACAGACUGGGUCAGGGAUAGGUUGAAAAUGUCAGUGAAGACACUUGCCAGCUGGUCAGCGCAUGCUCUGAGUACGCGUCCUGGUUUUCUGUCUGGCCCCGCGGCCUUGAGAAUGUUUAAAGGUCUUACUCACAUCGGGUACGGAGAGCGAGACCACACAGUCGUCCAGAACAGCUGGUGCUCUCAUGCAUGGUUUAGUGUUGCUUGCCUCGAAGUGUGUGUGUACAUGUGUAUUGACUAUCUAGCACAGGAGGUUGGUGGCACCUUAACUGGGCUUGUGGUAAUGGCUGGAGCGGAAUGGGUGGAAUGGUAUCAAAUACACACAUGGUUUCCAUGCGUUUGAUGCCAUUUCAUUCGCUCCGUUCCAGCCAUUAUGAUGAGCCGUCCUUCUCUCCGCAGCCUCCACUGCUAUCCAUGUCUCUCUCUCUCUCCCAGAUAUCAUGGUGGAGGAGUUUGUCCAGUUAGGUCCAUUGGAUCUGUUCAUGCGGAGACAACACAGUCCUCUCAGUACACCAUGGAAGUUCCAGGUGGCCAAACAACUGGCCAGCGCUCUCAGCUACCUGGUAAGAAACACACACUCUGAAAUGUCUUCAGUUAUGGUAAGCCUAAAUAAGUUCAGGAGUAAGAAUUUGCUUAACAAGUCACAUAAUAAGUUGCAUGGACUCUGUUUGCAAUAAUAGUGUAUAACAUAAUUUUUUUAUGACUACCUCAUCUCUGUACCCCACACAUACAAUUAUCUGUAAGGUCCCUCAGUCAAGUUGUGAAUUUCAAACACAGAUUCAACCACAAAAAACAGGGAGGUUUUCCAAUGCCUCGCAAAGAAGGGCACCUAUUGGUAGACAUUGAAAAAAAGCAGACAUUGAAUAUUGGAUGGUGUAGGAAACCCCCCAAAAAAAAAAAUUUUCCCCCAAAAAAAGGGGGGAAGGGGGGGCCCCCCCAAGGGGUUUGGGGGGUUGAAAAAUUUAAGGGAAAAAAAAAAAAAAAAAAAAAAAAAAAAAGGGGAAAAAAAAAAAAAGGCCCCAAUUUGGCCCAAAUAAAAAAAAGGGGGAAAAAAAUUUUUUAAAAAAAAAAAACAACCCUUUGGUUUAAUUUAAAAAAAGAAAAAACCCCAAAAUUUUUUGGGGUUUUUUGGGAAAAAAAAAUUUUUUAAAAAAACCAAAAUUUUUGGGGGGGGGCCCGGUUCCCUUUUUUCCAAAAAACUUUUUUCCCCCGGGGGAAAAAAAAAAUUUUUUUUUGGGUUUUAAAAAAAAAAUUAAAUUUUUGGGGAAAAAAAAAAGGGGGAAAAAACCAAAAAUUUUUGGGAAAAAAAAAAAAAAAAUUUUACAAAAAAAAUUUUUAAAGGGAAAAAAUUUUUAAAAAAAAAAUUUUUUUUGGGGGGGGGAAAAAAAACCCCCCAAAAAAAAAAUUUUUAAAAAAAAAAAUUUAAAACCGGGGGUUAAAAAAAAAGGGUAAAAUUUUUUUUUUUUUUAAAAAAAAAAAAAUUUUUUUUGGGGGGGAAAAAAAAAAAAAAAAAAAAGGGGGGAAGGGGGGGUUUUUUUGGGGAAAAAAAAAAAAAAAAAAAUUUUUCCCCUUUUUUAAAAAAAAAAAAAGGGGGGGGGGCCCCCCCCCCCCCUUUUUUGGGGCCCCCCUUUUUUCCCCCCCCCUUUUUUUUCCCCCCCCUUUUUUUUUUUUCCCCCCCCCCCUUUCCCCUUUUUUUUUCCCCCUUUUUCCCCCCCUUUUUUUUUUCCCCCCCCCCCCUUUUUUUUUUUUUUUCCCCUUUCCCCCCCCUUUUUUUUCCCCCCCCUUUUUUUUUUUGGGGUUUUUUCCUUUCCCCUUUUUUGGGGUUUGGCCCCCCCCUUUUUUUUUUUUUUUUCCCCCCCCCCUUUUUUUUUUUUUUUUUGGGGGGGUUUUUUUUUUUCCCCCCUUUCCCCCCCCUUUUUUUUUUGGGAAAAAAAGGGAAAACCCCCUUUUGUUCCCCCCCUAGGGGGGUUUUUUUUUUUUAAAAAACCUUUAAAAACCCCCCCCUUUAAAAAGGUUUGGGAAAGGGAAAUUUUAAAAACAAAAAAAACCGGAAAAAAAAAUUUUUUUUUUUAAUUUCAACCAAACAAUUUGACCAGAGCUUGAAGAAUUUUUUUAAAAGAAUAUGGGAAAAUUGUUUACAAUCCGGGGGUGGGCAAAGUUCUUCAAAAUUUCCCCCAGAAAAAACUCCCCAGCUUUAAUCGCUCCCAAAAAAAUGUUCAAAACAUGCUUGACUCGGGGGUUGAUAUUUAAAAAUCAAGAUAUUUUUAGGUUUUUUAAUUUUUUCAAUUUGACAUAAGAGUAUUUUUGUUUUUAGAUCUUUCAAAAAAUGACAAUUAAAUAACCAACAAAAUGUGGAAAAGGUAAGGGGUGGAAAACACUUUUAAAGGCCUGAAAACUGCCACCCACACACACAAUAGCAGGGGUUUGGGAAAAGGGAUUGUAUCGUACCUGACUGCCCCUUGCAGGGGGGCUUUUUUUUUUUUUUUUUUCCCUUUUUUCCCUUUUAUUUUUUUUUUUCCUUUUAUCUUUAUUUUUUCUUUUUCCUUUUUUUUCUUCUCCCCCUUCCUCUCUCUUCUCUUUUCCUCCCCCUUUUUCCCCCUCUCCCCCUCUUUUUCUUCUCUUGUUCUUCCUGUUUUUCUCGUCUUGUUCUGGGGUUUCCGUCCUUGUCGUUCUCCUCUUCUUUUCCUCUCUCUCUCUCUCUUCUCUUGUCCUCUGGUAUGUCUUUUCUUUUCGCUGUCUCUCUGCUGUCUCUUGUCUCUCUCUCUGUUGCUGUUUUUUUCCUGUGUGUGUCUUUUGUGUAGGAGGAUAAGAAGCUAGUUCGGGCUUUGUGUGUACCAAAAACACCCCUGCUAGCCAGAGCGGAGUGGACUGGGGAGGACCCUUCAUCAAACUCAGGACCUGGCAUCCCCUUUACGUGUUGCCCAGAGAGGGUAAGAUUCUUUGAAUCUUUUUGUUGGAAGUUAUGAAUGAGUGCAAGGGAAAACCUCAUUUACAUUACUUUUGAGUUAUUUUUCAGAGCAAUUUAUCUUAUUUUGCAGAUGUGUAGGGAUCCACUUUAAGCUCUGAAAGGACAAGGGCCCAAUUUGAGAUCGUAGAAAUAUGAACCUUGUAGAAUUAAAAUGUACAGUAUGUUGAGUUCUGAAAGGUUUGUGGCCCAGGAGAAUAUCUUCACAGUGUUAUUAGGUGAGGUUUUGUCUGGGAAGUGUUGUUUUUGGGAACAAGAUAUUCUUUAUUUUUUUUUUAUUUUACGGGCAUGGGGGGCGGGGAUUCCGUCAACUGUAAGUUUAAGUGAGGGUUUUGUGGGAAGGGAUUGGGCCCCAGGCCCAGAUAAAAUGGGUGGCCCGGGGCCAUAGAGGGAGGCGCAGAGCCUUUUACUAGAGGGGCGAGAGGGGGUUGAGAUGGGGGCAGUGGGAGGGGGGUUUUAGAGAUGGAGACAUCAGAGAGAGGGGGUUAAAAUGGAGAAGUGGGAGAGAGGGUUGAAGGGAGAAGUGGGGAGAGGGGGUUUAAAGGAUGGAGACAGUGGGAGAGGGGUUAGAGAGGGACAGUCAAAAAGGGGGGGGUUUUUAGAUGGAGACAGUGGGAGAGAGGGU
Molecule: messenger RNA, 50045 nt
Organism: Coregonus sp. 'balchen'
Lineage: Eukaryota; Metazoa; Chordata; Actinopteri; Salmoniformes; Salmonidae
Source: the annotation of a GenBank genome assembly